UUUCUUUAAGAGUUUUAGUAAAACUUUCUCCCAACCCCUCCCAGUCAUAUCCGUUUGUUUAGGCUUGGACAGUGCGAGUAUUUAGCAGUUCACUUAAGAGCUGUGCGAUCCUUCUAGGGGGCUGGGACAUGCUUUAGGUUACCCCCCACCCCUCUUGCUUCAUGAGGACAUGACUCUCCAUGUGGACCCUCAAUGGCUUUAGAAGGAGAUAUGUGGACUUUGGAUCCCCCCCUCUUCUGAUCUGUGUUCCUGGAUAGCUGCAUGAUGAAGGGUCCCCUGCAGGCUCUCACCCUGCUCUUGCUGGGGGCUGCCUGCUUGGCUAAGAAGCUAACGUUCCCUCUAAGCAUUUCUGCUGCCCAGGUGAGGAACGUCGUGCCAGCCACUCAGAAACCCCAGGUUGAGGGUGAUCCCAUGGGACUGUCUUUUGCCUCGGAUCCUGGCCAAAUCGACUUCUUGGCAAUGGUGGACAACUUAGAAGGGGACUCUGGCAGAGGAUAUUACCUGGAGCUUUUGAUAGGGACCCCUCCUCAGACGGUGAGUAGCAUGUCUAACAAUAAAGGGUACAAGCUGGAAGUGAGAGCCAGGAUUGGGAGUCACAUAGUAAAUACUCUAGGGGACAUUAUGGCUGUUAUGGUUAUCGUUAAAGAAGUUCUAGAGUGUCUAAUAAGCUUUCCCAGUGGUUGGUGACUGUUACUAUGAUUUGGUACUCUGGUAAUUACACCUAGGGGGUAAGCUGAUGUCAUGACACUUUAAUAUUUAUACUAAGGGGUGGGUGGAUGUCAGGUUCAGUUAAAAUAUUUGCCCUGGGAGGUGGGUAAAGUAUAGGGUUGAUUAAUGUUUACCCCAGGAUGUUAUUGGCAGUGUAAUAUUAUCUCCUGGGUGAUUUGAUGUCAUGCCAGUCAGUUGUCUCAUGAUGGGGCAGGUUGAUGGUCUGGGCAGGCGGACAGUUGCCGCAUUAUGGAGGGUUGAUGGCAUGGCCAAACAGGGAAUUGUAACAUGAUGGGGAGGUUUGAAGUGGGAAGUUGUCCCGGCCAGGCGGACUGUCGUCCCAGGAUAGAAUGGGUUGAUGGCUUAGCCAGGCGGACUGUCGCCCCAGGAUGGAAUGAGUUGAUGGCUUGGCCAGGCGGACUGUCGCCCCAGGAUGGAAUGAGUUGAUGGCUUGGCCAGGCGGACUAUCGCCCCAGGAUGGAAUGAGUUGAUGGCUUGGCCAGGCGGACUAUCGCCCCAGGAUGGAAUGAGUUGAUAGCUUGGCCAGGCGGACUAUCGCCCCAGGAUGGAAUGAGUUGAUGGCUUGGCCAGGCGGACUAUCGCCCCAGGAUGGAAUGAGUUGAUGGCUUGGCCAGGCAGACUGUCGCCCCAGAAUGCAACGGGUUGAUGGCUUGGCCAGGUGGACUGUUGCCCCAGGAUGGGGCAAGUUAGCAUGGAAGCAUAUAGAUUAUCUGUUGUAUCAAUGAUUAUAAAAAAUGCCCCAGGAUGAGGCAUCACUUGACUGGUCACCUGCAAGCUAAGUCCUCUCUCUAAGACCUGUUUGAGUGGUCAUGUGUGUGGAAAAUGCUCUGCAGUAGUAUAACUCAGAGUGGAUGCGUCUUUAAUUGUAAUAAUGCUGUUCAUUCAGAGGCUUCUGGUGAACCCAAGAGCAGGACCUCUGAGAGCAAAAGUAGAACAGCAGGACUUGGAAUUCAAAAUCAUGGCUCUCCUACAGAAGCAGGGACAGUUUGGAAGCAUGGGGAUUUUCCUAUUUGGCUACUUCAGACUAUGACUUGCAACUUUUAGUGACUAACACUGCCAAUCCCUAUCACAUGGUUAUUUCCAAUAAACCUUUUCACAAUGUAGAUAAACUGGUAUUUUUAUGAAACUUUUUCUUUGCAUCCAAGACAUAGAGGUGUUUUUUAUUUUUUAUUUUUAUUUUAUUUAUUUUUUUACAAACCUGAGUUAGUGUUGUGGGACGAUGUUUAUUCACUUUCGACCAGUUAUUAAAGUUGUCAAUUGUGGUUAUAAUUAGUAAAUAUAAAAAUUUCCAGGAAUCUCUCUGUGUGAGCGUAUAGAAUGCCACUGCAUUCUAUACGCUCAGGCCGUUGCAUGAGGAAAAAAAAAAAUAUAUAUAUAUAUAUAUAUAUUCAGUACACUGUUGAACAAAUAUCUGCACACCAGUCAAGCCAUACGACUUGCUUUUCCCACACAAAUCACAAAUUUGCAGUGAUGUUUCUACCGCAAAGGAUUCUGGGCAUGAUCUUCACAGUAAUAUAACUGCAGAUUUGAGAUUUCUGUGGGGAAAGCAAGUCAUAUGGCUUAACUGGUGUGCAGAUAUUUGUUUAACAUUGACCAUCCACAGACUUCAGGUGGAAUGGGGUUUUCAAUCACAAUUUUUCCCCACCAUAACAUUUUUGAGCUAGAUCUAUAUGUUUGUUUAAUAUAGACCGGCUGAAGCUGGUUGUGAGCUACCUCACAGGUUUUGGCCUCAGGGAAUGGAGGAAUGAUAAUCUUGCAUGCCUGCUUUGAUUUCUUAUCUGCUAAUCUGUGUCUUUUCACAUGCCUUUUUUUAUCAGGUGUUCCCUGUCUGUAAUCCUUGGCUUUACCUCUUGCACAAUCACUGAAUUGGCCUCCAGGGGUGACCUCUCACCUUGUGAAAAUAACUGUGAAAUGGCUCCUCCAUUUGAUUGCUAGGUUAGUUACCUGUAGAAUUAAAGUGAAUCUGUAGGCAAACAGGGAGAUAAGUGAUGUAUCUUCAAGCUAAACAAUGUUUCAGUGUGUGCGUUUACCUAGCUGCCAGCUUGUAGAACAAGUUUAAACUCUGGAGAAUUGUAUUUAUUAAACCGUGAAUGGAAAACAUGAACUGGGCAAAUCUCCAACUUGUUAGGUAUGUUAGCUAUCAUUUUAUGAAUACACAUAUAUUUUUUUUUUUUUACUUUGUAGUUUUUUUUGUUUAAAAAAAAAUACUCUUAUACGAAAACCCAAGGGCAGAGUACAGAAUAUUUGAUUGGGUCCUAACCUCAACAUCCGAGGAAAGGGAGUAAGGGGUGAUUAUUUCUGAUGACUUAAAGAUAGGCAGACAAUGUAAUAGAGCAGCAGGAAAAUGCUAGCAGAACGCUUGGUUGUAUAGGGAGAGGUAUUAGCAGUAGAAAGAGGGAAGUGCUCAUGCCAUUGUACAGAACACUGGUGAGACCUCACUUGGAGUAUUGUACGCAGUACUGGUGACCGUAUCUUCAGAAGGCUAUUGAUACCUUAGAGAUAAUUUAGAGAAGGGCUACUAAACUGGUUCAUGGAUUGCGGGAUAAAACUUAAAAGGAAAUGUUAAAGGAACUUAACAUGUAUAGCUUGGAGGAAAGACGAGACUAAGGGAUAUGAUAGAAACAUUUAAAUACAUAAAGGGAAUCAACACAGUAAAGGAGGAGACCAUAUUUAAAAGAAGAAAAACUACCACAACAAGAGGACAUAGUCUUAAAUUAGAGGGGCAAAGGUUUAAAAAGAUCAGGAAGUAUUACUUUACUGAGAGGGUAGUGGAUGCAUUGAAUAGCCUUCCAGCUGAAGUGGUAGAGGUUAAAGGUACAAUUUGCAUCCAGCGUGCAGAACGUCCAUAGAAAAGCAUUGAGAAAUGCAUUCCUGUGGACCGUUUGAAUGCGCGCACGGCUCUUGCCGCGCAUGCGCAUUCCACUCGGGAGCUGACAUCGGUGGGGAAGGAGAGGUCACUAGCACCAAGGGAGCCCGGUGCUGAAGUGCUUUUUAACCCCUUCAGCGCCAAGGGAGGGGGACCCUGAGGGUGGGGGGAUCCUAAGGAUGAUCUAUUGUCAGGAAAACGAGUUUUUUCCUGAAACUAUAGUGAUCCUUUAACACCGUAAAGGAGUUUAGGCACAAGACUUUCCUAGCUAUAAGAUAAGGCCAGAGACUAAUGAAAGUAUUUAUUUAGAAAACUGGGCAGACUAGAUGGGCCGAAUGGUUCUUAUCUGCCGUCACUUUCUAUGUUUAUAGCUCUGAGAUCUAUUGUGGUUGAAAGUAAUGGUGGAGGGUGGCCAUGAAAAUAAAGCCUUCCACAUUGUGAGUGCUUUAGGGUAAAUGUUCCAAAUCUAUUUUUGACCCAGGCUUUCUUCGAAAUUUCAAGGCACACCGUUGCGUUUUUUUUUUUGUUUUUUUUUUGUGUGUGUGUUUUUGUUUUCUUUUUCCAUCAGCAACUUAUAAAUAUUGGACUUCCGCACAAUUCUUUCAUCUGUGCUGAAUGAAUCAAAUAAAUGCCUGUCGAUCUAAUCGAUUUGUUUGUCCAUAGAUUGACAGGCAUUUGAAGAGUUUGGCUCAGCGGAGAGAGAUUUGUUCACAAAUCCUAAAAAGACAUAAAGAGAGAGACGCAUACUUCUAUCCAAAUCCACGUAUUCAUUUUACUUAAUUGCGGGCUAGGAAUCACAAGUUUAAUGCAGUCUGUAAAGUGUGCUUUUAACUCCUGACUUGUUCGUGGCGCACUUCGAGUUGGCUUGAGACGCAGCAGUAUACCACACACACUGGUUAAAUCCUCAGUUUAGGGAAUAGAAGAUGUUUGGUUAUGUAAUCCUAAAAUAAGUGAGGUCUAUGUUCUGCUGCAGAACGUCUUCCUCUCAAGGAUCGCUGUUGGAGUCUUUGAAUAAAUCCUUCCUCAAUAGAGUUGGUAUGACUUGCAAAGUUUAAUACAAGUGGCUAAUGGGGUAAUACUGUUCAUAAAUUGUAAUUCCUAUGGAUAGCAUACAAACCAUCUUCAUUAGUGUCCAAGGUUAAGAAUUUACCCAUAUUCUUGGAGGGGAAUGAAAGUGCAAGCACAUCUUGGCCAUGUGGGAAUUGCAAGGGAGAGCCUUCAGAAGGCCUGUGGCUUGUAUGAGUUGAUUAAUGGUUUGGUCAAGUUAGUCCUGUCAUGUUAUGCAUAGCUUUUGUUUUAUUUCCUGCGGGUGCAUUUAUAAACCAUGCAUGCUCAGUAAUUCACGGAAAAGGAGAAAGGGGGCCGUGUAGAAGAAGAAAAACAACUUGUGAAUUAUCACAUACAUUAGUAUAUUUCGUAAUGAUUCCAAAAUGUUGGCCUUGCAAUCUACGUAUUUUAAAAUUAAACAUGACCUUGAAAUCAGUUGUUUUGGUUAAUGCUUAAUUCUUGAUCUGUAUCUUGUUUAAGUCAAACUACUGGCAAUUAUAGGGAUAAAUAUAUAUUUAUGUAAAGUCUUUAUAGCUAACCAGGUUAUUGCCUUAAUCGGAAAUUGACUAGGGAACAACAAAUAUUGGUUCAAAAGAGCAGAAUUGGGAAAAUUCUACAAUUGUGUUUCCGACUGUUUGUUUCUUUUGACUGGCCCCUACUGUAAAGGAGUUUGUUUCAAGCAGUCUGUCAUAAGCCACCUCCUAUAGUCACCAGAAAAACUACAGCCUAAUGUGGUUGUUCUGGUGAGUAUUGUCAGUCCCUUCAGGCUUUUUGCUGUAAACACUGUUUUCAGAGAAUAGGAAGUGUUUACAUUACAGCCUAGGAAUACCUCCACUGGCCACUCCUCAGAUGGCUGCUAUAGGUGCUUUCUGGGGCAGUACUGCACACUAUGCAGUACUGACAUUCAGUGUCUCAUGCUCUACUCUGCAUUCACACCCUCUGUUUCAAGAUAUUUUGACUGCGCUUUCACAGCACAGAACUGAUUUAUCCAGUGUAAUCAUAUGCAUUAUCAUUGCAUUCAAACUUUCAUUAUAAUUGUUUCUUUAUUAACGCACGUUUUAAUUUGAAAACACAAACAUAUUGUAUUAUUUACAAUGGGAAUACAAAAUGCUAUCCUUUUGACACAAUUUCUUUAGUAAUUAAAUAAUUAAAGAUGCCAAAGGCAUUUCAUGGUUUUUAAACCUCUCCUAAUGUUUGUUGAUUAAUUUGCAGUGAAAUCUAUCAUUUGAAAUGUUUUAUGAUGUGUGUAGCUUUGCCAAGGCACUGCCUAGUUUGCCAUUAGAGCAGAGCUAAUUUGCAUUCUGUGCUGCAGGGCACAUUUUUUUUUUUUUUUCAGGAUAAGACAUGUCAUAAGAUUUCAAUAGAGCACGAUGUACCGACAGACAAGCUGAAUGUAUUGAAGCCAGUUCAGACAAUUUAUUCUACGAGUGUUACAUGAACACUGACAGCCUCAUGUAAGUUCCGUUUUAUGGAACUUCAUCCAGUCUUCGUAACGAUGACUUAAACAUACAGGCAGAGCAGUUAUGUCUUCAUUUACUGUGGGGUUAGCUGUCCACUGCCAUCCCCAUGAUUUAUUUAUUUUUAAUUCUGUUAAAGGAACACUAUAGUCAUCAGAACUGCAGCUUACUGUAUUUGUUCUGCUGAGUAUAAUCCAUCCCUUCAGGCUUUUUACAGUGAACACUGUAUUCAGAGAAAAGGCAGUGUUUACAUUACAGCCUAGGAACACAUCUAGUGGCCACUCCUCAGAUGGCUGCUAGAGGUACUCCUUGGGACUGUGCAGCCCUGACAUUCAUUGAGACGCUGAACUUUCCCUAUUGAGAUGCAUGUCAAUUCAUCAUUCUAAGGAGAUGCAGAUUGGCCAGGGUAGCAUUUAGCAUCGCCCCAACCUGCCUACUUGGUUGAGAUCAUCCUAUGGGAAAGCAUUGUGAUUGGUUGAGAUAACCACUUCUGAUGAUGUCAACCAAGGAGGCGGAUCAGGGACAGACCAGCGCUGCGCUUGAAAUACGGUAAGAUUUUUCUAUAUUUAAGGGGACAACACGUUUGUAUUACCGACCCUAUAGUGUUCCUUUAAGCCAUGUUAUGAUUUCUUUCUAAUGCUAUGGGUUCACUGUGUGCACACAAACAUUUUCUAUCUUUUCCAAUGACUUGUAGGGUGCAUGCACUUACCUUUAAUGUGAGAGCCUGUCCGAUCUCCUCAUAUGCUGUCAUUAGCAAGAUCGAUAAAAGCUUUAGGGAAUACAAACCGGUAUUUCUAACGCUGUAAUGUACCUGUCCCUUUAAAAACAUGUCAGCCCCCCUGUUUAAAAUAAUUAUAUUCUCUUUUUUUCUUUUAUUGAAUAAUUUUUUUUUCAGCACCAAGCCCCUCUGCUUGCCACCUGCAAUUCUGCUCAGAGAUGGUCCAAACCACUGCUCCUCAGCGGCAUGUUGGGGACACUAUGUGCAUGCGUGGCAAGCUUUCCCGUGGGAGCAUCCACUUCUCGUCAGUUUUACUUGUUCUGUGCUGUGGAAGCCCCUCUAAUGGCAGUCCAUAUCCCCUCCUUGAAUUUUACAGUGGGGGACAUUUAACAAAUAAUUGACAGACACAAAAGACCAUGCCCAAAUUAGCUUACAAUCUACAUAGUUACAUAGGCUGAGAAGAGACAUGUGUCCAUCAAGUUCAGCCUUCCUCACAUUUAUUUUUACUGUUGAUCCAAAAAAAGGCAAAAAAAAAUCCAGUUUGAUGCACUUCCAAUUUUGCAACAAACUAGGAAACAAAUUCCCUCUUGACCCCAGAAUGGCAGUUAGAUUUAUCCUUCGAUCAAUGAAUUGUCCAAAGACACAUUGUCACACCAUGCAGCAGUGUAACUGUGACUAAUCUUGAGUUUAUUGGUACAUGUAUUUUGCAUGCCUGAUUGAGAUUAGUGGUCCUUGCAUUGCACCGUUAAUAUCCCAUUGAUUUGGAAAAUAAAAGAUCAUGUUACAUGUGGGAAUAAUACACGUACCGCAGUAAAUACCUUUUUUAUAUCCGAGAAAUAUUACAUUCCAUGCAGCAAAAGAUCAGGAGAUCUGAACAGGCAUUUGACACGCGUGUGAGGACUUAACAAGGCCAACUUGUGAACCUGAACUAGUCACAAUAUGGUGACGUUUUUGAAGUGGGUGUGAAAUGUCGGAUGAUGUUAGUAUUUAUUUUAGAUCUUUGACUCUUUCUUUUGAAAUUUUUUGUGUGUCCAUAGAAUUCUUCUUUUAUCUGUCACGGGAUUCCUUGUGACUUCCCAGAAUCCCUCAGUGGUCUGUCAGCUGAUUGGUAGUUAAUAAAGAACUGUGUGUGAACCCUAAACCUCCCAGCAGGGAUCUAUGAUUAAUUAGCAAAGGGUAUGGAAAAUCUGCUUUCAAAAUCUGCAUCAUGUGAAUUGCUCUUUACAUCCGACUGACACCUGACAUUCUAAUAAUGGAUUAAUUUGCCAUUUUUGUGGUCUCUCUGUCUCUCUUUACACUCUCUCUCCCCUCCUCUCCCCUCUCCCCCCCUCUCCCUGUCUGUUUCUCUUCUCAAAGAGCUGUGUACAUUUGUAACUUGUUCUAGAUCUUGUAAGUCUGAAAAAAAAAUCUGUACUUUGUUAGUGAAGUCUAAAGAAAUACACGAUGACGCUUUUAUGUAAUUCACAGACUUGGCUGUAACAAAGUGUAAGGAUGUACAAAGCUCAUUAAUCUAACAGGGAAACAGACGGCACAUAUGUUAGUUUAUUCCUCCUUUACUAUCCAAUUUUAUUUUAGUUUUUAUCCUCCAGGGGCUCAGGUGUGGGCUUUAGCAAACAUUUGGCAGAGAUAUUAUGUAAUAUUACUUCAACAUACCUCCCAAGUGUCCCUUUUUAGGGCCCAAAUCCCUCUGUCCUUUUUAACAUAAUGUGGCUCUUUUCUAGGAGGGUAUGAGGGUAUAACAGAGCUUCACAGCAAUAAUAGUCCCCGCAAUGUGUCUAAACUACAAUAAAUGUGUUUAGAAAUCAGUCUGUGAAUGAUACAUUGUUGAUCUGUAGAAUGUUGGGCAGUAUGCUUCAAUGCUUAAAGGGACUAUAGCCACCCAAACCAAGGUCACAGUGUCCCUGUCAUUUAAGCCCUGCAGCUGCAAACAUUGCAGUUUACGAGAAGCUGCGAUGUUUAUGAUUAAUUUAUUCAUAUAGCACAGUCAGAUUCCUUAGCACUGUACAAUGGGAUUUACAUUGCAGGGUUAAGGCUGCCUCUAGUGGCUUUCUACUAGACAGCCACCUGCAGUUUCACAUGAUUUAAAGGAACAUUAUAGUCACCAGAACAACUAGAGAUAAGUGUCUUCAGCCUUUCCCUUUAGACUUUUUAAUGUAAUGUAAACAACGCCAUUUCAGAGACGGUAAAACUUUCUUUUCAUAGGGAGGAAAAGGGGUCAGUGACCUAAACAGUUAUAUUACCACUAUAAUGCCUGGAAUGUAUGUUUGUGUUGCUGACACUAUUGUGUUCCUUUUAACUCUAUGAAAUGAUGCAUGAUGUCCUCACACUUUGAAUGAGGACAUCUAACACAAAAAAGCUUUGAGUGAAUGCUUUCCUAUACAAAAGGCUUAAUGUGCAUGCUUUGACCACUACACACACACAUUUUGUUCCCCUUAUUGGCUGAAAGAGGAAGAGCCUGAUCCAGUGCUGAGGGACCUCCGCGCUGGAAUCAGUAAGUGACUAGAAGGGUUUUUAACUCUUUCAUGGUGGGGGGGGAGGGGAGAGCGGGGGCAGAAGAAGCAAGUGAAAACACUCAUUAGCCAAGGGUCUGAGAGUAGAUCUCCCAUCCAAGACCUGGCCACUUGGCUUAACUUAGGCAAAUGAAAUCACAGGUGUACCUUAAGUAAACUUUCCUUCCUGACAUAGAACCCUGAAUAGUGUGAUUUACACUUAUUUUAUAUGUCCAUAUGCUGGAUGUAUUGAAUAAUAAUCUCUCAUUUCACUGUAUAUAUGUAUGUGGCACUGUGUAAAUGGUCUGCUCUGAAGAUGUGAGCCUAGUUAAAAAGUCACUCUUCAAGUUCUAUCAGUUAUUCUGUACAUUCCAAAUGAAGACCGUAACAGGCUUUCUAGUUUGGUUUUAUGAUCAAAGAACUGUCACUUCAGAGUUAAUGGAAUAUCCUAAUGAAAGAUUUGCUGCUCUUAUUAUGCUAAAUGUGUGUUUUUUUUUUGUGUUUUUUGGUUCUUUAUUUAACAUUUUGGAUCUGUAUCAACUAAAAGGCUUUUCUGGCUUUUCCUGGCAUCCAAUGCAAAUCUUAACAUCCCACCAUUACCUGGACACCAAGGAAACCUAGAAAUGUGCACACAUUCUAUCUCCGAAAGAUGGUGGUAGUGAUUACUUGGAAGUGAAAUGAGUAGGAAAAGAGAACUAGAAGUGUGAUAAUGAAUAAUGGUGGAAGUUGAAGUAUAGGAGAGGUUUCUGUCUGCUGAGCAAAUGGCAGCUAGGAAACUGUAAAAACUUAUUCAUGGCAGUAGAUAGCGGUUACUGUGUCAUGCAGUCCCCAGGUGUCACCUGAAAUACCUGUUGAAGGUACUGAGACCAUAUUUGGCAUUGGGUUUGAAGACUAGAUAAACAACUACUUGUAGGAGUUCUAUCCUGUAGAACAGUGGUUCCCAACCCAGUCCUCAUGGCUCACCAACACACCCAGCUUUUUCAGUAUCUACAUUAGUAUAAAAAAAGAGAAAUGCAUAAAUCCUGUAUUGUUGACGGGUCAUGAGGACUUGUUUGGGAACCUCUGCUCUAGAUUUGAGCAGGGCCUUCAACACUCUCUGUUCCUGCACAUCCAGCUCAUCUUGUUACAAAUACAUGUCUGUUAGUCCAUCUAUAGUAUAGUGCUACAGAAUUUGGCACUUCAUAAAUCCAUUCAUGGUGAGUGGAAGGUUCACAAUAGGCCAAUGUGGGGGAGGGGGUGGAGUAGAGUUAUAGUGGCAAUCACUAAUCUGAGAAACCAUUGCAUGUGGCAAUGUAUAUGCAAGAUGGUUUAAAAAUAUAGCUGGGUAAAUGGUGGUGGGCAGUCUUUUUUGAGUAGAUAUUCUACCAAUAUGAUAACAUUACUGAGUAACACCAGAUCUGUCCAGCUGUGCCAACCAUAGUCCCGCAUUUAAAACGCAAGUCUUCUACAUUAGAGACAAAUGUUGUAGGAACCCACUGUGUUAGUAGUUUCAAUGCAGAUCCUUAAUUUGCUGUAGAAAUAGAACAAUGCAGAUUUAUUUUUCUCUGUGCUGGGUUGAGGGUAAGACUAAAGAUAAAACCAUAUACAGACAAUAAACACUUGGGAUACAGCUGAUGUGGUCCCAGCUGUAUCACAAGUAUUUUUUGUCUAUAUAUUUUUAUCUAUAUAAGAUCACCGCCUGGGAGGCGAUCUGUGGGAAGCUGUACAUAAUUUGAAGAUAAGUUAGUGGGGUUUUUUUUUUUUACAUUUUUUUUUCUUGCAUUCUAUCAGUGGUGCAGGUUGUAAACAUCUAUCAGUUCCUCAUUCCUUCACCUCAGUGAACAAUAUACCAGCAUUUACUGGGAAGAAUAAAAGUGUGUGUGUGUGUGUGUGUGUGUGUGUGUGUAUAUAUGUGUGUGUGUGUGUGUGUGUGUAUAUAUAUAUAUAUGUGUGUGUGUGUAUGCACCUUCCCCUGUGUUUUGGUGACAGCACUCUCUCACGAUGCCUCUGGCACAGGUGUUCACACUUAAACACCUACUGAAGAAAUUCUUUUUGCUCUGUAAAGGCUUGCCCUGUGUAUAAUAGUGCAUAUACUGUUCACAUUAGUCAGGGAUGUCAGGAUUGAGCAUACUUAACAGAUGGAUCAAUAAGUCACAUGUCUUUCUUUGUCUGAGAACUCUGGAAUGUGACUGAGUAUAAAGAGGGUUUUCAUACUUGUUCUUAUAUGUCCAGAGUUUAAGCUCAAAUGUGUGACGUUAUUACGGUCAUAUCUAUAUAGAAUAGUGGACAAAGGACCACAAGGCUUGUUGUCUCUGUUCUCUGACUUUAAAGAUUCCAUCUCCCUUCCCAAGUCCAGCAAUUAAUAUUUGUUGUUGAACAUCCAUUAUCCUGUAACAUCCUUUAAUUUAUUAUAUAUUAGUAAUUUGUAAGAAGAAUAAACCUAAAUAAGAUAUACAGAGCACUCUUAACCAGGAAACAACCCAGCAAAGAAGUACGGGAAAGGGUAACAGGGGUAAUAAAGGGCCUAACCCUAUAAUAUAUAAGCGAUAAAGAAAAAUACUCCUCUACCAAGAGAGGAGGCUAGUUCCAUCAAGACCAGUACCCCUUUUAGAGCAGUACAAAUAUAAAACUGCAGAAAAACUACAGAAAAAAAUAAUUUUAUUAGAGCUAAAAAAAUUUAGAAAAACUUAUCAAAACAUAUCUAAAUACAUAACACUGGACUGCUUAGCUUUAAACUGUAUGAAGCUAACUGUAGAAAAAGUGGAGUUAAUGUGCUCAUACAGAGUGCAACAUAGUUACAAUAAAUGUAAUGAAGUAUCCAAUACUAAUAAAGAGUAAUACAUUGAAAGAAUGUUGCAAAAGAGAUGGCAAAGCAGCAAUAGAUCCAAAAAAGAAAAAUUUGUAUAUAUGUAUAGCAGGGCACUUCCUGGUCUAUAGCAUGCUGCGUGAGGACCUCCUUGCUUAAAUCCCAAUAGGAAAGCCUUUUCAAUGCUUUCCUAGGGAGAGGUCUAGUGCGCAUGCGCAUUAGGUCUCCCCCGACGGUGGUUAUGACCCCUUCAGCAACCGGGGAUGGGAGGUGGGAGGGAGAGGGUACCUGCAGUGCCAGGAAAAAUUAUUUUCCUGGCACUGGAGUGUCCCUUUAAGAUAGUGGGGUAGCGCUUGGCAAAGAUGUUUGAAUUGUUGAGUUCCAUUAUCACGUGGUAGUUAGUUUAGUCAAGUGUGGAGGUGUUUGCAGUGAAUACUGAGUUUGUGACAUCCAUUGUGGACCGUACAACGAGCAUGGAACUACUUCUAAACGUUUACGUGGUUCCACUGUUUCUUUGGUGGAUAUUAUGAAUAUUAGGACUCACCAAUUCUGCUCAAUUUUGUGGGUAGAAUGAUAAAGGGAACAUUUUAAUGAAAGCAGGUUUAGAACCCCUGAAAUAAAUCUCUCUCUGUUCAGAACAAUAAUGUCAAGGGAAAAUGAAUAGGGAGGAAUUGCAACAUAUACUUGAUACAGGCCAACAUGUUCAUCUUCAGAAUGUCCACACGUCCCACCUCGGUUGUGUGGAAGAUCUUAUUUAUUUUUUUAGGUUUAUUAAGAGCUCCUGUAAAAUAGUCUUACAAUUAGUGGUGUUGACUUGUGUGAGCGGUAAGGUCUUGGCACCUUACCCCAAUGUAUUUAAUUUUAGAGGCUUACCAUUAGUAAGGGUAUGAUGAUUCUGAGCAGUGGGUAGGUUGAAGGCCAACAGUUUAAGGUUAUACUCGAUUGUAAACAACGCAGGUGUCUUCAUUUUUGUCAAGGCCAUGAAACGUCCUGCUUUCUGUUUACAUAAUAGUUUGAAUGCUGUCUUAUACUAGGAUUGUAGUAUGAGAGUCUGCAUUUCGUCUCUGUGAUAGCUCCUAGAUGCAUUCGUUUACAGUAUUGCAAAACUUUAGAGCUCUCCAAUGACGCAUUAGUAACUGUAACUUCAGAGCAUAUUAGACAAAUUAAUUUCUGUGCACCGAAACCCUGUAUGCUCCAAGCCUCCAAAUUGAUGUUACCUUGGACACAGGAGCUUUUGUUAAUCCUGUAGCUAACCAUAAUUUAGACACAGCCAAACCCUGCUAACUUUGCAAAUAUUUUGGGUGGAUAAUGAGAGAAUUUCCUCAUUACCAUGUUGGCAGCAGAAAGGAUAGUGUUCUAAUGCUGGGGAGACCUUAGGAUUUGCUGAACCAUCUAAAUGGUUUGACAAAAGCUGAAGCACAUGCACCCAUCGCAUUUUUAGAGCAUAAUCACUGCUGCUCUAACACUAGGCAAUAGAGCCAUUUCAUCCUUGCUGCUGAGCGCAACUAAUUUUUAAACCCAUUUAUUAUUGUUUAAAGACCCAUUACUGGGAGUAUUAUUGCUGUGGAGCUCCGUUAUACACUCAGACACAUUACUGGGAGUAUUAUUGCUGUGGAGCUCUGUUAUACACUCAGACACAUUACUGGGAGUAUUAUUGCUGUGGAGCUCUGUUAUACACUCAGACACAUCAACAAUAUGAAACUCCUGGGAAAGAGGGUCAUUUGGAUAGAAAAUAGGUACAGCACAAUUUGGGCUCAAUAUAGGGACUGUCCCUCCUAAAUAGGGACACUUGGGAGGUACGUGUUAGGGCAGUAUGAUUUUUGGAUGCAGCUGAAAAUCCAGUACUAUGCUCACUAAUGCAGCAAGCUAACCCAUUCUUCAGGAAAGUUAACUUUCUAAAGACUCAUUCUAAUAACUUCCUCCUUCCCAAAAAAACGUAAAAAAAAAUACAAUGACUUUCAUCUUUGGACUUUGCUAGCAACCUAAAGGUGACGUGUGCAUAACAGGACAGAUCUACAUCAUCAAUUUAGGGCCCUCUAUCUUAUAAUGAAAUGACAAGCGUCAAGCACCAAACACAAGGGCAAAGUUUUUCUUUUGAUUUUUAUUUGGACAUAGAAACUAUAUUUUAUACUAUGUUGUGUUUUCAGUUUCCAACUAUAAUUCUUUUUUAUUAUUAUUUUCAGAGAAUCUUGAGAAUGGAAAAACUGCUGAAAUAGCUUGCAUUUUUUUUGUUUUUAAUCUAGUAUUAGCCCAUUCCAGAAAGAACAUAGACCAUUUACAUAUCAGACUGAUCUACUCUAAAGAGCUGUCCAGAUCUGAAAUGUGGGUAGGUUCGCUGUACACAAGCAACCCUGGAUGAUCGUUUUGGGCUUGUUGACUGUUGCUGGCUGUUAUGUUUAGAAAUUGCCUUGGUUCUACAUUAGCUUGAAAAGUGUAAUCCAGAUGUGGACCCCUUGCUCACUCUGCCUAGAGCAGGGAUAGGCAACAUUUUGCACUCCAGAUGUUGUGGACUACAUCCCUCAUAAUGCUCUUACACCCAUAAUGCUGGCAAAGCAUCAUGGGAGGUGUAGUCCAAAACAUCUGGAGUGCCGAAGGUUGCCUAUUCCUGGCCUAGAGGGUUGUCAGCCACAUCUUAAUGUCAAGGUCAAAACAACCUAAAUGAUUUGCAUAGAAUUAGGAUUAGCUUGACACUGGAGUUGGUCAAACUACUUGAGUUGUCCAUUCUUGGUAUUGUCUUGUGCUUUGUUUUGAAGUUUGUAUUCUUUUUACUUCUAUCUAUACACUGAAUCUCUUCUAUUCACAUUCAUAAAAAAUCCACUUAAAUCGACACUAUCAUCAGCAAAACAACUUAAGCUGAAUGAAACCGUUUUGAUGUCCCUGCAGUCUCAUGGUUCAAUCUUCUGCCAUUUACGAGUUAUCACUUUUGCUUAUGUUGGGGUGUGUGUGUGACCGCAUUGCAUCUGGCUGUGCAGCAUGUGAUUGUCUGGCUUUGCUUUCAUUAAGAUUCUGGAGAGAAUCUGGAGCAUAUUGUUCGUGAUCGAGGCCCGGAAACGUCCUGUCAUAUCUUCACCUCCCUUUUAGUGUCUGAAUCAUUCAGUUUUUCCUUUGUGCUAAAGUCUCAGGUGUUUCUGUGCUAACCAAAUAGCCAAUACCCUCUGAAAAAGCCUUUUCCAAUAACCAGUCAGAGGUCGGAGUAGUGGAAAUACUUUAUUGCAACAGAGAGAGAAGCCGUGAAAAAAUGAUUCUGAUUUACAGAGCUUGAAAUUUAGAAUAUAUAUAAAUUAUCACUUACAAUUACACACAAAGGAAUGUGCGCUAACUCCUUCCUCCCCCCUUUAAUAUAAUACACAAGCCCUUUAUUAACGCUUAUCUAGCAAUAUACAAACCGCGAUAUGUGCCCAAUUAUAUGAGCAAUUUAAGCUGUUGAGCGAACACCUUUGUUUAUUAACCCUUCUAUUACCAGACCACAAACAUAUCCAAUAUAUCAGUUGGAUUUUACUGGUUUGCAUUUUAGCGCUACAUAACUAUACGGAUAUCUGCCGCAUCUGGAAAACUAGCAACGCCUCUGCCAUCAGGUCUUAAAACUCAUCUGAUUGCUGUUCAAGAUGCAUUGGCUUUAUUUACUCACAUUAUUUGUUCAAUGUUACACACCCUUUCUGCCGUCAGUUUGUGUAAAGGUGAGAACAAUAUGUCUUAAUGACACGUUGGAUCUUUUGCAUUUCUUUUGUUGUAUCUUGUUGUCUCCUGACAAAAAUGUAUGUCAUGUCUUUGUUUGUUGCGCUACCUUGUUUGAAUAUGAGCAAAGUGCCCCAUAUAAAUAAAAUGAUCAAUUUCUUUGGCAUUAAAUAAAUCUUAACAUUCCACGUUCUAUCACAGCCUGCUGUUCUGUUCUGUUUUGAUAUUGUUUCUCCGGAGAUCUAACUAACCAGAACAAGAUGAGAUACUCGAUGUGGAAAUCUUGUUUUUCUGAGUAUUCCGAUGGAUAAAUACAGAUGGCGCUGUCUCUAGUGGAGAAGUAAUGCAUGAUAACUUACCCUGCCAGCUCCUUUCAAAAAAACAUAUGCUUAAACAGAUGAAAUACUUUACAAAAAAAAUGUGAUUUAACAAAAUGAGCACCAGUAAUAACAUGUAAUAAUUGCAUGCAAGCCCAACUGAGCGAGGCCAGAAAAGAUUUAGUGUGCGGUGGCUGCAAGCCGCUUGUAGCAGAUGGGCUUGUAAUGUAAUUAGGAAUCUUUGUGUUAAAUGAGGCAUUAGUUAAAUUCGCUGCUAAUUUUCCCAUCUAUUAACCUGCUGAAAAAUAUAGCGGAAGACUUGUCUGGAGUGAUUUUUCCCGAACUUGAGAAGCAGAGAAAUGUAUAUGGGGUUUGUUUGUUUGUUUGUUUGUUUUGUUGUUUUUUUUUUUGUAGAUUUAGUAAAAUUGGAUAUUUGUUUCUAUAAUUCACAUUUGUUUUCAUUCUAUUCUUGAGUUUUAUUUAUAUAUAUAUAUAUAUAUAUAUAUAUAUAUAUAUAUAUAUAUAUAUAUAUAUAUAUAUAUAUAUAUAUAUAUAUAUAUAUAUAUAUAUACACACACACACAUAUUUUUAGGUUAGAUUUGUGCUUUUCAAACUUAUGUUUCAUUUCCGAUGAGUUUGCAUAAGUGCAGCGAUUGAUUGUUUGCUUUCCAACGAUUGGAUUCACCUCUUUUGUAGACUAUGUUCUAAUCCUGUAAGUUACCUAACCAUUUGUAACCAUACAUAGUUCAAUAGAGGAGCCAGGACUGACUGAGAAGCCUUAGCAGCUUCUCUGUUCCAGGAGGUAUACAGCCAGUAAGGUAUAUUCAAUCUGUGCCUUUUUUUUAUUUUUAUUUUUUUUAUUCUCACUUAUCUAGAAAUUACAUUAACGGAAAUGCUAAAAUCCUGUUUAAUGUGUGUGUGAACCUUUUUUUAUUUUUUAUUUUACGUUCAUAUUAAAGGAUCACUAUGGUGUCAGGAAAACAAAGCGGUUUUCAGGGUCCCUCUCCCAUGGCGCUGAAGGGGUUAAAACCCCUUCAGCAGCUUACCUUAUUCCAGCGCCGGGCUCCCUUGGCGCUGGUGACCUUUCCUCCCCGGCCGACGUCAGCUCCCCGAAUGUGCAUGUGCGGCAAGUGCUGCGUGCGCAUUCAAAGUGUCCAUAGGAAAGCGUUUCUCAAUGCUUUCCUAUGGACUCUCUGCGCGAUGGAGGCAUAAAAUGCAGUUUCUCUGAACUGAAGUGGUCUGGGUGAUUAUAGUGUCCCUUUAAGUUAAUUCCCGGCACAGCCAGGGUACACAUUGUUUAAUUUCUCUGUAUGCUAUCUCUAUGGUGACUGCCAGGUAUAAAUAAAAGGAACCCAAUUGCUGGAUAAACAGAUGUAGAUUUCUACAGUUACAUUUUUUCCCAUACCUCACAACUACAUGUUUAUAAAAUAUAGGGGAUAAAUCAUAUACUUUUAGAAUCAUGAGAAGUGACCGUUCCUAUUGGAUACAUUAUCUCGUCAUUCUCUGCGCAAUGCAUGAAAAGCUAGAGAGAUGAAACCUUAUUCAACUCGAUUUUAUCUUAAGGGAGCGAGUAUGGUUUUCAGUCACUGUUUAGUGAAUAUUUCCCUGUCUGAGUCUUUGACAUCCUCCGCACUAACGUAAAAUGGUGGGCUGCGUGUUUAUUUUUUAAAACUUUCUAAUUACCUAACAAGGUUAUUUACAAAUAGGUAAUUUGCCAGGAAUUCAAAGUAAAUUUAAAAAGUGAAAAUAGCUGAAUUGGAUACAUUUCUGUUUUCAGUUUGUCUUUUUUGGUGUUAAAGGGAAACUUUGCUGUCCAAAUUUAAAAAAACAAAAAAAAAACAAAUACAAAUUCCCCUUCCCCCCCCCCCCCCAGGGAAAACAUCCGUUUAUUAUUCUUUUUUAAUUGGGUGUUUGGAAAAAAAUGCUUGCAAAAGCUACAGAUCUUUAUUUGAAGCCUUUGGGCUAGGUUAUCUCCACUGAGCUAACCAAACCACGAAGUAACAGGAGGUAAUAAAAGUGGUAAUUUCUAUUGAAAUUUUCACUUUUUGUAAAAGCGAAAAAAAAGAGGACACGUUCUUCCAGCAAGUUUGAGUGUCCCUUUAAAAAUGAACUUUGAUUUUCUGACCAUUCUUACUUGAUUGCAUAACGCUGCCAGUUGUUGAUAUACAUUUUAUAAAUGUUUUAGUCAUUCCAAUAAUCCACUGCUCAAAGAAUCCCCGUAACAGCCUGAAUUUCCUCUAAACUGGACUAUACUGCAAAGCUCUUUUUAAAAAGAGGAACUAUCAACAUCAUGUUGGUGAUGUGUAAUUGGGAUGGGAGGACCCAGGCCAAUGCAGGGAGCAAGUCAGUUUUGCUUGUAAAACUGUCUGUGAGUUCAAAGAGUGACAUGUGGCUAUUAAAGUAUGACCAUAUUAUGAGGUGUGCAUUGAGCAACUGUGAAUGCUGUUUAGAUAGCUCCCACAAGGCAGAAUCCAACAUGGCUGAAAAAUGUAUGCUUCGUCUUUGUUGAACUAUUCAACAGAAUUUCCUUCCCACUGCUUUGCUAUAAAGCAAAGAAUGCAUUGAUCAGACUCCAUACUGCAUGCCGUCCUCUCAUACAAUUCCCAUGUCCUGACUAGACCGUCCGUCUAUUAACACACAGACACAUUAUACCCGUAACAAUGCCACCAGUGACUUGCCACCCCGCAUCGCAGUAGACUUGCAUGCAUUGUUUACAUACAAAUGUAUAAACUGUUUUCUUCAGACUGUUAAAGGGCAUUCUACAAGCACACAGAGAAUUCCAAGAAUACAUUUAAAAAAAAUAAAAUAAAAACCUGCCCUAAAAAAUAAUCAGUUGCAAGUUAGCUCCACUAUAUUGAAUACCAUUUGUGGAAGGUAAUAGACGUCUGCUUUGCAAACGGAGUUGAACAGAUCCUGUUUUUCAACAUUUACUACAUAUUAACUUUUUUUGUUUGUUUUGUUUUUUCUCCCUAGUUUGUGCUGUAUAAGUGCUUUUGAAAAUGUGCCAAAUCCAUUUUAAAUUGUAGUUCUUUCCAUGUGUUUAUAAUAUGUCUGAUCUGGGGGGGAGGGGAAUACAUCUUGUCGGAAGAGUUAUUUUAGACCAGCUAUUUGACUUUUUAAUAGCUUGAUGCAGUUCAAGAUCUUUUCACGUAUUAAUAAUGUGCAGAGCUGGGUUAGCGACAUUUAUCCAGUUUUCUGAAACAAAACACUAAUUGUAUUUUAUUCCUUUUUUUAUAUAUAGUUGAAUAUAUUGGUGGAUACUGGAAGCAGUAAUUUUGCGGUUGCUGGCUCGCCAAAUCCAGAUAUAACAACGUUCUUCAAUUCUUCACGGUUGGUAAAUGUUUCAUGUGGAUAAAGAACAUGUAUAUACUGUUUAAUUGUCUUUUUUCUUUUUGUGUAAAAAAACUUUAUGUGGUGGUACAUUUUUUUUUUGUAAUGUUUUAUCGGAUUAUCUUGGGGACAUAUAGCAGGAAGUAACCGACCAAUCAACAGAAAUCGACCGGUGCAAUGUUAAUCAGAGUUCCUGCUGAAACAAUUGACAAUUGAUUGUUGACAAUCUAGCAGAAAAUGUACCUCAACUUAAUUAUCUAGAUUGUAAGUUCACAUGGGAAUAAGGCCCUCAAAGGGACACUCCAGGCACUUUAACAACAUAAUCUUAUUGAAGUUGCUAUGGUUCCAGUAGUCCUACUACCAAAACCCAAUAUUAAAGUAAAUUGAAGGCUUGGAAGCCCAGGUCACAUAGGUCCAAGAACUAUUAAUUUACUGGCCCCAUUAACUAUCCCUAAGUGAAGAAUGAAGUGGGAGGUCUAAACUGGUUAUUUGUUAAGGCCUUGUGGGAUCUGAAUCCUUCUCUGCCUAUAACACAUCUCCUCACCCACUGCUGGUCCAAAUAUUGCAAUAUUGCUGGUCACCCACUGCUAGUCUCAAUAUUGCAUACUUACUGACUCACUGCACAGUUUGUACAGCUGUAUAUCUGGUUGUUUUGUGACAGAUUUAUGCCUCUUAGUCCAGAUAUGAUGAAUAAGAUCCAGGAAGAGUGAAACUGUGUCCCUGUAUAUCUAUCUAUACUAAAGUAUAACAUUAAAGGAACACUAUUGGAUGAGAAACACAAGCCUGUAUUCCUGACCCUAUAGUGUUAAAACCACUAUCUAGCCCCUGAUGGCCCCCCCAUUACUUCCCUUAAUAUAGUACAAAUCUUACUUGUAUUCCAGCCUGUUGUUGCUGGCUCUGCCCCGAUCUACCUACUUGGCUGACAUUAACAGAAGUAAAUCUCUCAGCCAAUCACAAUGCUUACACAUAGUAAAGCAUCGGAUUGGCUGAGACUGUCAAGGAGGCAGAUCAGGGGAGGAGCCAGCACAAGCCUAAUACAACACAGGCCAAUACGCACCUCCUCAUAGAGAUGCAUUGAAUCAGUCUCUGAAGAAAGUUCAGUGUCUCCAUGCAGAGGGUGGAGACACUGAAUGCCUGUAUCUAUGUGCAGCACUGCCCCAGGAAGCACCUCUAGUAGCCAUCACAAGGCUAUAAUGUAAACACUACCUUGUCUCUGAAAAACAGUGUUUACUGUAAAAAGCCUGAAGGGAAUUAUUCUACUCACCAGAACAAAUACAAUAAGCUGUAUUUGUCCCAAUGAUUUUAGUGUCCCUUUAAUACGAAAUAAGUAAAAAUAUGUAUUUCUAAGUUUUAAAAAGAAAAACUGUUAUCAGUUUGCUCUCUUUCCUUUAUCUUAGAAUCUAAAAGUUGUUAUUGAGAUAGUGGAGAAUGUGAUAUUGUGGGUAUACUGUUGAUACAGAGUGUAAUUAAAAACAUAGCCCGCAUUCGCCCCUUUCUUACACAAGAUGCUACCAAGGAGCUUGUCCAUGCUCUAGUAAUCUCUCACAUAGGUUAUUGUAACUCUCUCCUAAUUGGUCUUCCCACAAGUCGUAUUGCCCCACUACAGUCUGUAAUGAAUGCUGCAGCCAGACUGAUUUUCCUCUCCUGUUGCUCCUCUCACACCUCUACCCUUUGUCAGUCCUUACAUUGGCUUCCUGUAUCCUAUAGGAGUCCAUUCAAGGUACUAAUCCACACCUAUAAAGCACUGACCAAUUUCUUCAAUGAUCCGCAGGUAUGCCCCUUCUCGGUCUCUCCGCUCUGCCUGUGACCACCUCCUGUCCGCUGCUCGCACCCUUACAGCCAACUCACGCUUGCAGGCCUUCUCGCGGGCGGCUCCUUUCCUAUGGAAUAGCCUUCCUACGAUCAUCAAGAUCUGCCCAAGUCUUUAAUAAUUUAAAAAGUGCCUUAAAUGCCCAUCUCUUUAGGAAAGCUUAUGGCCUCCCAGAGUAACCUCUACCUCACAUACCUGUCUCUUGCUCUCUCCUAAAGGGCAGCACUCUAUUCUCUAUUCCAGCUCUGCUUCACUCCCACCUUAUUUGAUUGCUAUUUCCUGUCCUGUUGGACACCCCCUUUAGACUGUAAGCUUGUUUGAGCAGGGCCCUCUUCAACGUAUUGUUCCUGUAAGCUUUUGUAAUUGUCUCAUUUAUUGUUAAAUCUCCCCCUCUGAUAAUAUUGUAAUAUGCUGGCGCUAUAUAAAUAGCAAUAAUAAUAAUAUGAAACCUACUCACACAACUUUACAAUCAUGAUUUUCAGCCCCUUGGACUGCAUUGGAUGCAGGACACUAAUUUUCACUAGUUUUUACAAUAAAAAUACAUAAAUCCACCUUACACAUGUCCUGACAUGAUUUUGCCUGUUUUUGCGCUGUGUGCAAAGAUGGGUGCUUACUGAAUAUAUGUAUAUGCUUGUGCAGUAAGCUGACUUUCCUCUGGCGCCAUUUUUCAGCAGAAGAACUGUUAUGUUCUUCAGAAUAAGAUUUUUGCUGGGGGAUAAGAAAUGGCAUUAUUGUAAUAUGAUCGAACAAUGCUACUCAGCAGGUAAAGAUGUUAACUCCUCUAGAAUGUAAGCUAAUUGAGCAGGACCCUCAACCCCUCUGUUCUUGUGCGUCCAUGUGUCUGGUUACAAUUAGGUGUCUGUUAGUCCAACCAUUGUACAGCGUUACGGAAUUUGCUGGCGCUAUAUAAAUAAUAAUAAUAAGUAGACUAACAGAGAGGCUUAGAUGGUAUCAUCUCUAGUGGUGGAAGAUGUUCCUUUAUGGUUAGAGGUGGAAUGUGUUCUCACAUGGCUAAAGGGUUACUCCAUCCACCAUGACCAUGUCUGCUUUUAGAAGACAUUAUGCAAGUGCUCAAAAUGGGUGCCUCCUAGAAGACCUGCACCUGUAGACGGGUGUGUUUUUACACUUGCCUUACGCAUUUCAAACAUCUUGUGAUAAGCGUGAAAAAAACAUGCAGUUAGGAUUUAUUUUUACACUUCAUCAAGUGAAUUAUAAUAAUUGGUUAUCCAUUCCUCUAAAGCCUCUGCAAAGAGGCCAGUUUUUUUUUUUUGUUUUUUUGCAACACAUUACCUCUCCACAUUGCAGGGCAUAAAACCAGUCUUUCAGGAGAGCACAGGUAGUGGAACAUGUGACACAGUAUGGUGGGGGAUAUUUAAUCAAGUUAAGAAGAGUGAUGGAAAGAAAAGACUCCAUACUAUGGUUCCAUGGUAAUUGCUCCACUUUUAAUAUUCUGCAUAUUGUGGUUUUUUUUUAUUCUUGUUUGGUUUUUUUUGUGCUCUUAUAGGCAAGACAUAUAAAAUGUUGCCCAUUUUCCGAGUGAGGUGUUUGUUGUCUCUGGUACUGUUGGGAGGUAUGCUGAAACGUUCACAAAUUAUUCAUGCAGAUCCUUCCAUGCAAGGAAGGUAACUGAACAUAUGUCCAGCAACACAUCGCAUGUGUAAAAGAAUAAAAAGAAAUGCUGUAUUGAAGGCGUCCUCAGCACAAGUGAUCUGAGAGACUGUGUUUUGCCCAAACUUUGCACCUUUCCCAAGUACGGUCACCCAAUGUAAAAUUCACAUGGUCCCAAUGUAUGAAGUUGCCCUUAUUGCUGCUGGAGUCCUAAAUGUAUCACUAUGAUUAAAUAACUGCACCAUAAUUUCACAAGUCCCACGUUCUUUAAGGCAGAACUUUCAAGUAUUGCCCAACACAAUGCAGAGUACAAUAUGGCCAUCUUUAUGUAGAGCAAAAAUUCUUUUUUUUUCAGAUCCUCAGAGCAUUCUUUGCCAUGAGGUGCCAUGUUGAACUUCCAGUGACCGGUAUGAGAGUGUGAGAGCGAUAACCCCAAAUUUAACACACCUGCUCCCCAUUCACACCUGAGAUCUUGUAACACUAAUGAGUCACAUGACACCAGGGAGGCAAUAUGGCUAAUUGGGCCCAACUUGGACAUUUCCACUUAGGGGUGUACUCACUUUUGUUGCCAACGGUUUAGACAUUAAUGGCUGUGUGCUGUUAUUUUAAGGGGACCGCAAAUUGACACUAUUAUACAGGCUGUACACUACUUUACAUUGUAGCAGAGUGUCAUUUCUUCAGUGUUGUCACAUGAAAAGAUAUAUCAAAAUAUUUACAAAAAUGUUAGGAGUGUACUCACUUUUGUGAGAUACUGUAUGUGGCAAUCUGUCAACCCUAUUCUCAAGCCUAACUGAUGGUGUGAUCAAUCUGUAUUUAAAAAUGUUGUUUAAAAAUACCAAACAAAAAAAAACUAUUUUUUUACAUUUUGUUUAAUAGUCUUCCUUACUAGGUUGCACCUCCUCUGAGCAGAUGACAUACCCUACUCUUGAAGCCAUUACUAUGCCUACUAAACCUACAAACAUACUGAAUACAAGAUUAUUACAUCACAUUUUAACUGACAUUCUCUUAACACCAGUAUUGGUUACUCUAUAAUUAGAGAUUUCCUUUAGCUCUUUGAUACCUUUUUGUAGUUUUGACCCAAAGUAAAAGAAAAUCCUUUACUACUUCUCUAAUCACCUGGCUUUAAGUUGCAUCUUUGGCUCCUGGUCAAAAAAGAUCUGGGAAUUUUUGUAAGAGCUAUGCCAUUGUUUACAUUAACAAAGUUUAUCCAAAAUGUGUAAUCUGAUCAAAAUGGGGAGGAAAAUUAAACUGGGCAGCUCAGAAAAUUGUACAUGUAUAGUAUAUGACGUCAUCUUCCGGCUCCCAGCCUCACUCUGGGGCGCGCGAGGGAGCUGAGCAGUCAGCUCAGAGGAAGAGCUCCCUCGCCAGCCGCCCACCCGGCAUGUCAGUUAGCCGCAAGGCUAACUAGGCAUUUGCCCUGGGCAUUUGGGGGCGGCAUUUUUUGCCGCCCCCAGAAAAAUGCUGCCCAAGGCAAAUGCCUUGUUUAAUACGGCUAAUACGCCCCUGGGAAGCUGCUCUAGCAGCCAUCUAAGGAGUGGCCAGUGAAGUUAUCACUAGGCUGAAAUAUAAACACUGCAUUUUCUCUGAAAGACUGUGUUUACAGAGAAGUCUGAAGGGUAUAAUUCUACUCACCAGAACAAAUUCAACAAUAAGCUGUAGCCAGUGUUCCUAUAAGCACUGUUCGUUUAUGAGUAGAAACUUCAAAUACACCAAAGAGUAACUUACGUUGUAUCAAAAGGAUGAAAUAUAGAUACAUAGUUUGUGAAAUAGAUAACGGAUGGCGCGUGCAUAUGCCAGUUAACUAUAAAGGAGAGUAUGGCUAAAUAAGCAUAGAACACCCUUUGUAAAUAGUUAACCUGAAAUCUUUAAGGCAUAUGUGAUUUGGAGGGUAGAGACAAAAAAUGUCCAUCACUACGUGUUUUAUGCAAGACCUCUUGGUAUGGUAUGGGUAGUACAAUAGCUGUACAGUGGUCACUGAAGUCAUAAGGUUGUUGACCAAAAUAAAAAAUAUAUAUGUAUACAUUUCAUUCACAGUAGGUUUAACAGUAAAAAAAAAAAAUAUUGAGUCUCAGGAAGAAUGUCUAAAGUGAUAGAAGAAUGAUCUAACCACAUAAUGAGACCAAUUAUGGUGGCAAUAAUCUUAUCUAGGGUAGCCUUCUUAAUGGUGUGUGUGUGUGUGUGUGUGUGUUUGUAGAUAUUUUAUUAAUUUACAUGGGUAUGGAAGAAAUAUUACUUUUCAGAAGAAUGUAUCACGUUCCAUGCAUCGUAAACAUUAGAAGAGACACUGUUCGAGUGACUUUUAUAGCUGUUCCUCUUCUGUUAAUGUAAGGUCUACAUAAGGCAUAGAAUCCAAUUAAAUUAACAAAUAAAUAAAAUAGCUGGCAUCUCCACUAAUACAAUUCCAAGCUAAUCUAUUUUGACCUUCUUUAUAAAGAUAGUCUGAAAGGGGAGUUGCUCUGCAGAAGGGCUACAUAACAUAAAAAACAGACUAAAGAUGAUGUAAAAGAAGAAAAUAUAAAUAUCGAUCCAUCGUAACAAUAUUGGUAAAGUACUGUACAGGCAGAAUGCCCUUCUCUAGUUCAACGUAUUCUCUUUUGAGGGUAAUGGGAGACUAUAUAUUAGUAACGGAGUAGAAUGAGCCUUUCCCAAUGGCCCUAUAUAGUAGACUCAGGGACAGCCUACAGCUGUUUUUAGUUUGAUAUAGAAAUAAACCAAUAUUGUAAGUAGCAUACUGGCCACUGAUAAAGCUUACAGACAUAUUGAUAUUGUUCUAGCCAGGUAAUAUAGCUUAUAAAAAAAAAAAAAAAAAAAAAUUGUACAUCUUGGUAAUAAAACAGUUAAAAUAAUGGUCCAGAAAAACCUAAGAUACUAUUAAUCUGUCUCUGAGUAAAGCGUUCAUAUCCCAAUGUCAAGUAAGGAGUGCCCCAACAUAAAUGCAUUAAUAGAGGUCUUUAUUAGAUUAAGUUGUUUGGGUCUUGAAAAUUUACCUAUUGCCAAUGGUUUUAAACUGUUUUGGGAAGACAAUGAGCAUAUUUUGCAGUCAUUCUGUUUAGAUAAUGUUAUGCUGCACUAUUAAAGCAAGGGUUCUUCUUGCAAUAAAGAAACUUAACCCUUUAUGGACACAUGACGGAAAUAUUUUGUCAUGAUUCCCUUUUAUUUCAGAAGCUGUGUCCUUAAGGGGUAAAAAAAAAGCAAGGAUUUUCCCGUCACAUUGUUAUAAAGGAUGAUUUCUGUUCGAAAACCCCAACUAAAUUAGCAUUGCGCGGGGUCCAUGUUAUUAAGGUACUGAAUUGUUGUGGAUUGGAUUUAGGCCUUUGUGUGGAUGGCUUAUUGCUGACCUGGACACUUACCUAGUUUUAUAUUAUCAUUUUUUUUUUUUUUAUUAUAGCAACACACACACACAGUGCUGCACGUCUUGCUGUUUGAUCUGAGUAACAACCCUAGCCCUAUAAAUGUGCUUUUUGUUUUUUCGUUUUCCCAUAUUAAAAUACCACCCUCCUCAAUUUAAAUAUUGGGGUACAUUGUGCUGCCUUUUACCAGCACCUCUCCUGUGAUGAGGCGUAAGAUAAAGCGGGUAGAAUUGCUUUUGUUUACGCUCUAUUUCCCGUAAUAUGAAUCCUGCUUCCCCCACCUGCCACAAUGGGUUUAAUAUAUGCCCUAACUUUGUGAUAUAUUUUGCUCAUCACAACUUCUUCUGUCUUCUAAGACAGAGUAAGAUUAAAUAAAUAUUUACAAUAAAAAAAUAAAAACACCCAUGUGAAUAGAAAAGUUAGGUGGGAAAUUUUGUUGCCAACCAAUGAGGUGCUACAUCGCACCCUUAAAUAACUUCCCCCUGUGAUUCCCUGCAGGUGGAGCUCAGCUGAACUCAGGGAGGUGAGACGGUGAAUAAUCUGUAAUGUACUGGACUGGCUGCCUAAGAGUGAUGGGAUUGUUAUUCCUGCCAGCACGUUCAGUUAAUGCCAGAUUUGUGUAGAAAUUGUGUUGCUUUUUCAAAAUGAGUGCAGAAUAUCGGCACCAGUUAUUGACAAACUGGCCAGAAAGACAAGAUAAUUGGUAUUGGUACCGGCUCAGGAAAAAUAAUAUUGGUCGAUCCCUAGUGUGUAUGUGUCUAGAUAGAUUCUCAAAUCUCUUUACUUGCUGACUAAGCCUAGCAAGAAAUGUGGAGUUCUUGUCAUUUUUUGGGCAGAAAGCAGACGAGCAGAUAUCUCUGCCCUAACUCUGGAGCCAUUCAAUGUUUAAUCAGUUUAGUUUAUCUCUGAUUUCAAUUAGGAUGUAUUUGGGUUUUUUUUGUUUGCGUUUUAUAGUUUCACUUUUUUGUGACAGAGCUGAAAUGUAACAUAGUAUAGUUUAUUUAUUCCAUCGGCUGUGAAUAAGGCGCUGCCUUGGGUACUUACUUUGUACUCUGCUCACACGGAAGCCAAGCAGGCCAUUCUCGCCAUUUCUUUGCAUACUAAUAAAAGAUAUAUUUGGUUCUGCACCCAAUAAAAUAUACCUAUCUCUCAAUGCUUCUCCUUGUUUAUCUUGAUAAUAACCUCCUCCAUUCUGAUCAUUGAUCCCCACUGCUCUUCUGUUUGCAACGUGUCAACACAUGCAUACAUAUAAUGAUAUUAAAUCCUACAGAGAUUACGUUAAGCUGGAGCUGUAACAUAUCCCCAGAAAAAAGCUUUCACUGAACCAUCAAACUGGCUUAACAGGGCUUUCCACAGCUUCCGUCCUUUAGAUUACGUCCUCUCCUUUGCAGUUGUAGGCAGCACAAAGAGGCACACACCUUCCAGCAGUUUAAAUGGCCAAAAAGUGACUAGCGCUUCGGCCAGUGUGUGGGUCUUUUCAGGUCAUUAGAAUGGAAGCUCAUUGAGCAGGGCCCUCAACCACUCUGUUAAUGUACGUCCAGUUGUCUGGUUACAGUUACAUGUCUGUUAGUCCACCCAUUGUACAGCUCUAUGGAAUCUGAAGGCUUUAUAUAAAUAAUAAAAUAAUAAAGACUUCAUAACCUACUGAUUGCUACAUAACUGAAAAUAUAAUUUAGAAAAAGAUCAGAUUAUUAUAUUUACGCAAGCUAAUCACUAAGCACAUUUAUUGUCUUGUAUGUUUCAGUGGGAUUUUACAAUUAUACACUAAAUAUUUUUUGAGUCGCAAACAAAAAAAAAAAAAAAAAAUGGACAAUAGAAAAUAAAUUCUGGAAAUGGCAAACUGGGUUCACAGUGGUUAAUGUUCCUCGAUAUUGGGAUGCUUGGUAGAAAGGAGAUUUUCCAAGCUUUUGUUUCUGUAUACGAGUUAAGCAUGAUGUCUUGAAAUAUUCAUGUGACCAAUCAUCGAGGUCCAUAUCUUUUAAAUUAGACAAGUUCUGACUUGUGACAAAAUUAAACGGUCAGGCCUUGCCUGGAGUGAUUUAUGAUGAUAUCCUGGGUUCCCCUGAUAGAGGAACACAAGGCACCAACCUAAAAUGGUGGUGGUACCUCAAACCUGGGACUGUUGGUGGCUAUUGGUGUCCUGUAUUCAAUGCAUUGUUAGAAUUGUCUACAUCCUAUACACACAUAGUUUAAGGACUGGUCAUCCAAAAAAAAGUAUAGCCUAUAAAAGUGUAGAGAAUUGACAGGGAUAUUCUCAAUUUGUGGCCAAAAUAUAAGCUGAAAUAAUGCUUUGUACUUUUUAUUUUUACUUUUUUUUUUUUUUAAAUGUAAUAUUUCUUUGUGCUCUAGUUAGAAAUAAAAGAUUAAAAAUACAUUUUGUAACAUAACAGCUAUAUUAACACAAGUUUCACUAUCUUGAAACAACAAUGCAUCUAGAACCACAGAGGGCAUUGUAACCUGAUUCUGUGUGCGCUGUUAUGCAUCUUACAAAGUGAGCGUGUGUGUAUGUUCGGUUCAUCACUUUUCCAAAAAGGUCCGCAUGCCAAUAUAUUGCACUAUAUCUCACUGUAUGCUUUUUUUUUUUUUUUAUUAUAAGUAUAGUGUAGUUCUAAAAUAUAUAUUAAUUUUAUACCACUGUAUUGUUGUUUUAUGAAAUUUCCUUUUAACUCUAUUCCAGGUCUAUUUCAUACCAGCCGCUUGACAUAGAUGUUACGGUUCGGUAUACUCAGGGAAGUUGGACAGGUCUUCUUGGGAAAGAUUUGAUUUCUCUUCCACAGGGAGUGAAUGGUUCCUAUCUGGUCAACAUUGCCUCUAUUUAUGAAUCUGAGAACUUCUUCAUGCCAUCAAUCAACUGGCAAGGGAUUCUGGGACUUGCGUACAACACACUGGCAAAGGUGGGAUGAUGUUCUUGCACAUCUACAGCAGUGUAUUCUCUAAACAGUGGUUUUUGAUUAUAAUAUUUAAGUUACCAAUUUUUAAUACUUUUUGAGACACCUGAAAUUCGAAUGGAUGUCAGGUCAGCCGAAUGUCGAUUCUAGAGUCUAUGCAGAACUAACCAAAAGAGUUUGAAAGUGUACUGCAAAAUUAUUUAUAUAUAUAUAUAUAUAUAUAUAUAUAUAUAUAUAUAUAUAUAUAUAUAUAUAUAUAUAUAUAUAUAUAUAAAAAGAGGGUUGGCACUCACCUGCACAUGCAUAAAUGGGGUGCUGGGCCAAAAAAAUAAUACACGCACUUGCAAGAUUUUAUUAUAAUUUAAUUAAAUAUGAUCAUACAUUGCAUAAGCCUGUCAAUGUACCCCAUCUUUGUCCUACACUAUAAUGUCUGCUCUUAUGAGAUUAAUUCCAUAGUACCUAAUGGAAAAUGGGGUACAUUGACGUUGUGGCAGGCUUAUGCAAUGUAUGAUCAUAUAAUGUAACUAAACCCCCAUUAUUUUUGCCUAGAUUAGGUGUUUUUAAAAAAACAAAUAAAAUCUUUCAACAUUGAAGUUGCUGUUUAGUGGAUAGGCGAGUGCGCUGGAUCUUGUGUAAUAUAUAUAUAUAUAUAUAUAUAUAUAUUUUUACUAAUAAGAGCAUUUUUCGCACCCCUUGGUUCACAGAUCAACUGAAAAAAAAAAAAAUGUACAACAGAAUAUUCCAACAUAGUCCUCCCCCUAAACACGUUUGACAUUGAGUGGUUUGGUCUACCAAACAACCUACCGCCCCAAAUUUGGUCAGGUUGCAAUCGGUCCGAAACUAUUAUUUAAGUCACCCCCUCUGUCCCCAUUGUCCCCACAUAUCCCAGCAGACCCCAGGUAAGUUAUCACACUGUUCUUAAACGGUUUGACUACUUACUCUGGGAGGGGAUCCUGGCACCAUAACUACUACACAGAGCUGUAGUGGUUACUGUGCAUGGAUUAUUUCUUUAAAUAAUAUACAAGUGCCCUUCCCGAGAUCAGGCUUUGGAUCCCCAACUGGGCCAGCCACAGCAAGACCAGCGCGACAUGGCAGAAAAGAUGAGUAAAAUAUUUUUUUACUGAAUAGACGUGGGCCCUAAGCAGCCACUUCAGCACUAUAGUGUCAGGAAUAUUCCUGACACUAUUGUGUUUAGUGUUCUUUUACAGAAAGUGUGAAGAUGCAAUAACAACAAUACUGCCUUUUAAGGGUAUUUAACCUUUUAACCUUUCAUAAAGAUACGAAGACUAGACUGGGUUUUUUUUUUUUUAAUUUAGAAAAAAAAAAAUAUAUAUUUUUUAUUUUUACAUUUUUGUCUGCUGAUUGGUUUAUUUUUUAUUUAGUUAAAUACUUUCUCACGUGUAUAUGUAGAAGAAGGUAUACAUUUUAAUGAAGCUGUUGUGUUGUGUGGUUCUAUAAGCACCUUUCACAUUAUACUGUUGAACAGUUGUUUUCUUUUCUGGGUUUUCUGGAUAAUGUUUUGUGUGUUUUUUGCCCUCGUAGCCCUCCAGCUCUGUGGAAACCUUUUUUGAUUCCUUGGUGAGUCAAGCAGAUAUUUCAGAUAUCUUCUCCAUGCAGAUGUGUGGGGCAGGUCUGCCCAUCACUGGAACUGGCAGAAAUGUCGGCAGCCUGGUAAGGAGAAAAUACCAUACUGGUUUUAAAUGUUCGUUGAAUAUCUGUUGUAGUGUAUUCUUUAUUGUUCUUGGUUUAAAAGUGCAAUCUUGCUUUUAUGUAUGAACCAUUUCCAUAGAAUAUGGUAAUUUAGCAACAAAUGGAAGUAUUUCAGUAAGCUAGAGAAUUAACUGAGCUUAAAUAUAAAUUAAUUAAAAACAUUUUAAAAAUACAGCCUUGCUAAAGUAAUUGGAUUUUAAAGGGAACCCACCUGGAAUAAAAAUUGUAAAAUAGCUGUAAAAUAUUUAUUCUGUUACAAGGUAAAAAAUAUUUAUUCUGUUACAAGGUAAGUGAACAAAAAAUGAUGGCAAAGUGUGAGUGCAAAGGGCACCCACAAAUGUGUCUAUGACCAGGUUCAUAACAGGCACCACAUAUACAAUGCUAAUUGCUAAAUUAUAGCAAAUUAAAAUUUGAUUGUCAACAUUUAGGCAAAAAUAGCCCAUCUGGUUGCAAACGUUUUCCAGAUCAGCUUUUUUUGCAAAAACUUUGCCAUUUAGAUUUUAACUUGCUGCAAUUUGAAGUUUAGCAAAUGACCCUUGUGCCAAGAAACCUGCGAUCAGAUUUAAAAAAAACAAAACUGACUUUAUACUUAAAGGGUUACUUAUAACCCCUUUAUCCAUAAUAACUGGGUUUUUUUUUUGGUUUUUUUAUUAUGCUCUAUUUGGUACUCCAAAUAUAUAAAAUUCCCCUCAUAUAAUAAUAAUAAUCUUUAAACUUACCUUAAAUCCAGCACUGGGUGAGGUCCUCUUGGCUUGUAUCCAUGCCCUGUCUGACAUUACACUGCAUCAUCAUAGUUCUAGUGAAAUGCUUUUCUACGAUUGGCCUGUUUUCAUGGCUCAAAGUUGGGCAAGGGAAGGAAGGCUUGCCUUUAAAGGGAACCUGCCACCACCUACCUUACUCUACACUCCAUUGCCACGAUUUCCUUACAGAGGUGGCACUUCUCUAACAUCCACCUAGAGUUCACCCUCGCUCAUUUUAUGUCCAUCAAUGAUUUGCUCUACAUGGGAAUGCUUCCCCAAACAGGGCAAACGUCAUCCACGACACCUAAUACUGGUUUCUGUGACAACAUGCUAGCAUCUGAAUAGAGUCAUGUCACUUACUCUGUUCCUAUACUCCCUGCCUAGCGCUUUGGACUGUCUAAGUCACGUGUGUUGGUGGGGCAACUAGACUCGGGCUCAAAAGAGCAGAUUUCUCUGUAUGCGCGGUGUUUUAAGUAGAAAUGCUCCACAUACAGAUUGCUAGGACGGUGAUCACUUCUAAAAGCAGAAAUGGCCGUGUUUGGACUAAUCUUUUUAAUAUUUACCCAUACAUUGUGGGUAGUCAUGACUUGCAUUGUAAGGUUGCAAGAAUGCACGUCCAUUCAUGGUAGACACUGGUACUUGUGGUUCAUAUCUGUAUGCUGACAAUUUAAGAAAAUUAUCUUCAUGAAAAAAUAAAAUUGUAUCUAUACAUUUACUAGCAUAAUGUAUCAGUAGAAUUCUUUGCUCUAUAAAGCAUGUGCAGGUAGUCCCCACGCUGGGACUAUAAAAACACCCUUCUCUCUGACAGCUUUUUUUUUAGUAUCUGAUGGCCUCCAUUUUCCCCAGAGUUACUACACCUUGGGCUGAGAUUAUUUGUGACUGAGUUUGCUGUUGAGAGUUAUCGAACUGUCUGUUUUUGUAUCUGACACAUCUUGUUUUUUUUUUUUUUGUUUUUUUUUACUAGUGUCUCUUAUAUCUAUGUCACCCUGUGUCCAUAAAUGGCGCAUGAUGUGUAUUCUUGUUAAUUGUUAAAUGGUUUGUGUGCUCUCGUGUCCCAAAUAUUUCUGUGGAUCCUGUUCAGCGCCAUCUGUUGGUUGUGAAGAUCUUGAAAUUGCUAUAUGCACUACCUGAAUAGCAAGGCUGGUUAAUUUGCAUAUUAAAAAUUCUGCAGGCAGAAGAGUUACUUGUUGGUUGUCUUCACCACCACUUUAUAAAUGUUAUAUAUUUUUUAUAAGUUCCUGCAUGUUUCCACAUAUGAUUUGGUUAUUUGUAUUAGAUUGCGUUUGUCACCAUUCGUUUUAUGUAAUACACAAAUGGGCUGGUCCGAAAUCAAAUUAAAGUAUUGUGUGUUAGCUGAUUUUGGAACCGUCUUCAAACCUGCUAGAUGGCUGCUUGGUCCCUGUAGCUUGGGACAAGUUUAAAAAAUAAAUAUAUAAAUAAAAAGCUAGAGCUGAAAGUCAGGAGUUGAUCAGAGUAUAGGCAGAGGUGUGGAUUCCUGCCUAGAAAAGGGGAAAAGGCAGAGGGGACAAUACUUGCCUAGAAGAAGAGAGCUUCAGCCUGGUUCGGUGAAAGCAUUCCUGAGAGACCCCAGUCAAGCUUUGGCAACUUGGUCUGAAGUGCUUCAGAGUCCCCUGCAGCAGCGAAGAAGCGAACUUGGUGGAGUAACUCUGUCGGAGUAUGGGAGGUCCGUCACAAAUAGUACUAUAUUCAAUUGAGGGGGGGUGUGGCCUGAAGUCCGACUAGCAUGGACGCGUGAAUCCCGAGCUCCUCGCCACCAAGCUACUAUAAGCCGUUUCCAGCCCAUUAGCUCACCCAAAUGGGACGCACCAGGAUACCGGAGAACCCGCAGACCCCAGGGCAGCACCGCCAGCAGGACCGAUGGACGGAUUUCUACAAACCCCGCUGGGACCGAGCCGCAAGGCACAUGAACCAAGAUGGCGCCCGUCUCCCCGGCUUCCUCCUGCUCGGAGCAGGAACAGCCCACACUGGCUGAUAUUGGGGCAGAGAUCAGGAGACUAGCAGCCAACAUGGUCACAAAAUCUGACCUGCAGUCCCUGACCGCCACCCUUACGGCAUCCCUCACAUCCGCAGUCACCGCACUACGCAUGGACAUAGACGCACAGGAUGGACGCAUCCAGGCCUUAGAAACCCAGGCCCAAGCCACACAGCACCAGGCCUCUGCCACAGAUACAGCCCUAACAAGGCAGGGCAACAUGCUACUGGCCCUGCGCAGACAGGUCGAGGACCUGGAUAACCGGAGUCGCCACUCUAACAUCCGGGUAAGGGGGGUCCGGGGCGGGAGGGGAUGGAGAAUGUUGAGGAGAUGCUGACCAAGCUCUUCCACCAGAUUCUGGGGAGCGACGUGCCACCAGACAUCCGCUUUGACCGGGCACACAGGGCGUUGCGACCCAGGAUUAGGGAUGGGGACCCCCGUGACAUUAUUUGCUGCUUACACUCAUUUCCCCUUAAAGAACGCAUAAUGCAGCAGGCCAGGACCCGACCCACAUGGCGGUAACAAGAGGCAGGGCCUCUGUUUAAUGACAUCUCACCUACCACAUUGGAGGCUAGGCGUGCCCUCAGACCCAUCACUACAGCACUAAGGGAACGCAAUAUUCCCUACAAGUGGGGUUUUCCAUUCAGCAUCCAAGUAUGACACCGCAACAAAUGGGUGGCGGCACGCUGGCCAGAAGAAAUACCACAUUUUCUCCAAAGGCUGGACCUGCCGCCCAAAGCAGUCCCGGACUGGAUACUGGAACCACUAUACUGGGAACCCAGAGACAACCAUGGAACCCACGGAGGGGCCCUAGAGAGGACCGGCCAUACGCUGCACCCCCACACCCAUCCAACCCAGAAGAAUAAAUGCAUGACAUGCAUUUCUUAUAGUUAACCUAUAUGCUAUCCACAGCGUGGAUAAAUGGAGAACCCGCCACUACCCCCACCCAAACCUGCAUCCCAUGAGCUAAGUAAUAAGUAACACGCUCUGAGGCAACACCCUGCCUAUGCCCCCCCCACCCCCCGGACCUACAUUUCACACGACAAGGACACUGGUCCUGGCUACCACUACCCGACCAAGAAUGACUGCAAUACCCCUGACCAAUACUUUAGUCAGACACACUAGACUAGCCAACCCCCCGACCAACAACACACCGCUCCAUAACCACAAAUUGACACAAGUCACCCUGCGGAAACCCAGACCCCAGAGACAACCACGGAACCCACGGAGGGGCCCUAGAGAGGACCGGGCAUACGCUGCACUCCCCACACCCAUCCGUGGUCACGUGAACCAGCCCUCCCAGGAGGGACUCUUGUCACCUAUCUCUAGGUGCCGCUACCGUCUCCCUCUGGAGACGAAGAAUCUAUCUUUUUCUUCCACACCCCCGCCCCACUUCACUUCUACCCCCCCUCUAUUCCUCUGCUUCACCCUCUCAACUCCUCUGUUCCUCCGCCCCCCACCCUUAAUACCCCCUCCCAUUGCCACAGUAACUGCAGAGCCUACACUGGGACGGGGUGCAACUCUGCAGCAGACUUCCCCUGGAAGGGUGAACAAACCGCUGAAGGCCCCUGCGAACCACUCACGCCAACCACAAAUGGCCUAUGAACCGGACCCCUUACGCAUUACGACCAUGAACUGCAGGGGCCUAAAUAUACCGGAGUGUAGGUCACAGCUCCUUCGAGACCUAUCCUCUAGACCCAUAUUGAUUGCUUUCCUACAGGAAACACAUUUUAAGGAAGGGAAUGACCCGCUGCAGAAAGGCAAACUCUAUCCCAGCGCGGCUUGUAGUAACCACCCGUAGGGCGGGAGUGGCGAUCCUCCUCCAUACUAAGCUACAGUUCCAGGAAACUGACCGAAUGGUUGACCUCAACGGCAGACACAUAUUCCUCAAAGGAGAUAUACAAGACCGAAGGUAUACAUUGGUGAUGAUCUACGUGCCGAAUAACAACUAAUCACAUUACAUUCGCAAAAACCUCUUCAGACUCCCCUCAUUCACAGAGGGCACGUUGAUCUUGGGCGGAAACCUCAACGUACUCCUCAUCCCCCUAACAGAUUCCUCCACGGGAUACAGUAGGGUCGCCCAAGGAGCCCUUCGUAGUAUACAGAAAUCACUCAAGAACCUUAGACCGGUAGACUGCUGGCACGCAAUGCACCCGGCAGACAGGGAAUACACUCACUACUCCGUGAUACAUAAGUGAUAUGCAAUUAUAUCUUUCUCCAACAGGAGCAACUUACCGCAAUCCAAAAAGUUGAAAUUGGAUCGGCAAACUGGUCGGACCAUGGACCAGUGACUCUACAAAUGGACUCUCCUAGGAUACGCCCAUCCACUUGUAUGUGGCGGCUCCGGGAUUCUCUACUCUUAGACCCAGUGGUGAGAGAGCGGGUCACCGAGGACCUCACUUAUUUCGCAUUAAACGCAACAGGCGAACUAACCGCGACAACGGUAUGGGAAGCACACAAGAGUGCUCAGAGGUACGCUGAUGCACUUGGCUUCUAAAGAGAAAAGGGAAUCCCAGAGACAGAUGACGGAACUAUUGACACUCAUAAAUGUCCUUGAAAUGCAACACAAACGCUCCCAACUUGAAGGGACAUAUAAGGAAUUAUUGGAAGCCUGAAGAUCACUACAUACACACAUGACAGCUCGAUACUACAGCUCACUACCAAAAUGUGAACAAAAGAGGGAGACUGUUGGCCAGGAUGAUCAGAGGUCCCCUGGGUAUGACCCAAGUCCAUAAGCUACGAACACAGAUGGCACGGUCACGCAGUUCCCAGACAGGAUAGCAUCGGAGUUUCGCUCGUUUUACACUUCACUGUAUAACAUUCCGAGGCCGACACUCCCGGAGGGGACAGCUGACAGACAUGACAAAAUACGGAGAUACGUCGAAUCCCACGUGGGGACACGACUACAACAAGGGGAGUCGGAGGUCCUGGAUACACCGAUCAUGGAAGUAGAGGUAGCGGGAGCAAUUAAAGCCGCAAAAACGUGCCGCGCACCGGGCCCUGGCGGCUUUACUCUUGACUACUAUAAGAAAUUCCAAACCAUAUUUCUCCCGAAACUCGCCAACGCAUUCAACGCCCUAGUGGAAGGCGCCCAGUUCUCACGAGUCCCUAGUGGCUACUAUAACAGUCUUUCUGAAACCGAGGAAGAAUCCCGAACUUUGCAGCAACUAUAGACCAAUCUCACUGCUGAAUGUGGAUGUGAAGCUUUUCACCAAGAUACUAUCCACUACAAUUGGGGGAAUACUCCCAAAAUUGGUCCACCCUGACCAGACUGGGUUCAUUCCCGGGAGAGAGGCAAGGGACAGCACUCUUAGGGUACAGUCCAUCCAUCACCUGGCGAAACGUUCGAAAGAUGAACUCCUACUAUUAUCAACAGAUGCGGAAAAAGCGUUCGACCGGGUGGACUGGACGUUCCUUAUGGCCAUGCUUCAAGAAUUGGGCUUAGGGGAGAACAUGAUGAAGUGGAUUGGUGUGCUGUACCAAUGCCCCAACGCGAAGGUGAGAGUGAACGGAGCGCUCACUGAGUCUUUUUUCCGAUCCAUAAUGGGACAAGACAGGGAUGCCCACUCUCUCCCAUGCUCUUCGCCCUGGCCCUCGAACCGUUCCUAGAGGCUGUACACAAAUCGGAUGAAAUCCCGGGCUUCAAAAGUGGUAAUACAGCACACACAGUGGCUGCAUAUGCAGAUGAUCUUUAUUCUUUAUUACAAAUCCAGAGACAACAAUGCCCCACCUGGUAACUAUGCUCAAAAACUAUGGGGAGGUCUCAGGAUUCAAACUUAACAUGAACAAAUGCGAAGUACUCAACAUUACUGUCCCGACAGCCCAAGCAGACGCAUUAAAAAAAACAAUUCCCAUUCCGAUGGUGCGCGAAUCACAUGCAAUACCUGGGAAUACCACUCACCAGAGACCUGGGAGACAUGUACCGCGCAAAACUUCUAACCACUGCUACGACGACUACAACAGGAUCUGAAGACAUGGGCUUACCCGCACAGAUCGUGGUUCGGCAGGAUUGUAAUCCUCAAAAUGAAUGUACUACCGCGGAUUUUUUAUUUAUACCAGACGAUCCCUCAAGCCCUGCUGACAGCAUACUUCACGUCACUCAGAUCCGCGAUGGUGAAAUUCGUUUGGAAUGGGAAACAGGCAAGGCUCCGACAGGACAUCCUAUGUCUGCCGCGAGCAUGGGGGGAACCCCGAUUUAUGCAAAUACCAUCAUGCGACAGUACUACAGCAUGUACUGGAGUGGCAUACUCAACCGGCACACAAACAAUGGAUUGACCUAGAUAAAUGCCAUAUAGGCCCCUCCUUUCUGGCAUCGGUGUGGAACUCAAAGAGACUCACGGGUGAUUCUUGAACCAACCUCUUCCGUAGUGCAGACACUGAAAGCAUGGGAUACUGUCAGAAGAACUCCGCACGUAUCUCCAACACCAAGCCCGAUGAUUCAGAUACAACAUAACCCUCAGAUAGGAGGGGGACUGCCACCGACAUCGUGGACUUUCCUUGGAGAGGGGGAUUCAUUCCCCAUCCACAGGAUACUAAACACAGGCAUGACCCCCCUGAGAGAACUGCUGGAGGGCAACCAACCCACUAGCCUACAAUCCUUUCGCUAUAUACAGCUCAGGUCCUACUAUCACACUCCCGAGCAAAGAAGCACUACAUCGGGACUUAUCGUGGUUUGAAACGCUCUGUGACCACAAGACUACCAUAGAUAAGACGAUAUCCCUUCUGUAUCAACACAUGCUAGUGGGACAUCUCACUAACAAUGACCAAUUCCGCCUACGCUGGGAACGCAUGCUGGACACAUCCUUCUCCGCUGCCCAAUGGGAUAAUGUCCUUAUUCUUCACCAUAAAUGAUCAUCGAGUUCCCAAUACCAAGAAACAAAUUACAAACUCUUAUCAUUUUGGUACAGAACACCUGACAGCAGGGCCGGCGCUUCCUAUAAGGCGAACUAGGCAGCCGCCUAGGGCGCCAUAUAGGAGGGGGCGCCCUGCGCCCCCAUCGCCGGCCCUUUAAAUUCUGCAGCCGCCUGAGCGCUCUAUGGAGAGCGCUCAGGCGGCUGCCGCAGUGCCUCACCUCCCCUGCCCUGCUGUAGCGUGGCCGAGCUCCACUGAGUGUGCACUUCCUGUCAGUCCGCCGGGUCGCGGACCGGAUAGGAGCUCGGCCACGCUACAGCAGGGCAGGGGAGGUGAGGAGAAGCUGGGGAGUGGGGGGGGAGAUGACGAUGAGGGGAGAUGACUAAUGGGAGGGAGGGGGGGAGAUGAUGAUGAUGGAAGAGAUGGAGGGAGAUGGAUGAUGGGGGGAGAUGGGAGGGGGAGAUGAUCAUUGGGAGGGAGGGGAGGAUGAUGAUGGAUGGAGGGAGGGGAGAUGACGAUGAUGGAGGGAGGGGGGGAGAUGAUGAUGAUGGGAGGGAGGGGGGGGAGAUGAUGAUGAUGGGGGGGGAGAUGGGAGGAGAUGAUGAUGGGGAGAUGGGACUGAUUGAGGGAGGGGGGGAUGAUGGGGAGAUGACUGAUCGAGGAGGGGAGGAGAUGAUGAUGAUGGAGGGGAGAUUGAUGGGGAGAUGAUCGAUGGAGGGGAGGAUGAUGAUGAUGAGGAGGAGAUGAUGGGGAGAUGGACAAAUGAUGGGGAUGAUUUGAUGGAGGAGGGGAGAUGAUGAUGGGGAGAUGGAGGGGAUGAUGGGAGAUGAUUGACGGGAGGGGGAGAUGAUGAUGAUGGGAGAUGGAGGGAGAUGAUGAUGGGGAGAUGAUUUGAUGGGAGGGUGGGGAGGAUGACUGAUUGGGGGAGACACUGAUGGGGAGAUGAUCGAUGGGAGGGGAGGGGGGGAGAAGAAGAGAAGGGAGGGGGGGAGAAGAAGAGAAGAUUAUAGGGGGAGAAGAAGAGAAGAUUACGGGGGAGAAGAAGUGAUUACAGGGGGGGGAGGGGAGAAGAUUAUGGGGGGAGGGGAGAAGAAGACAAAAUUACAGGGGGGAGAAGAAGCGGAGAACACAGGGAGGGGGGGAAUAAGAGGAAAACACGGGGGGAGAAGAAGAGGAGAACACGAGGGGUGGGAGAUGAGAAAGUAGGGGAGGGAGAGACCACUAAAGGAGGGAGGGGGCAGUGGAGAGACCGCUAAGGGAGGGGGGUGGAGGAUAGGGGAGGGUGGGGGGAGAGGAGAGACCACUAAUGGAAAGUCGGGGAGAAAAGGAGACCACUAAGGGAGGUGGGGGGAGAGGAGAGACCACUAAGGGGCAGGGGAGAUCUCUAAGGAAUGGAAGGGAGAGCUCUAUAGGACAGAGGGACAGGGAGCUCUUUCACACCACGCGCGCACACACACACACACACACACAAUGCAUCCCUAUACACACAGAAACACAACAUGCUUCCCUUACACACAGAGAAACACACAAUGCAAACCUUACACAUAAAGACAAUGCAUCCUUUGCACAUAUACACAGAACACACACAAUGCAUCCCUUACACACACAUGCAAACACACACUGUUUUUCUUACACACUCACACAGAAACACAAUGCAUCUCAACACACCCCUUACAGACACACAUACUGCAUCCCUUACAUACACAGAAACACACUUUGCAUCCCUUAUGCAUACAAACACAGAUUCACACAAUGCAUCCCUAACACACAACAAGAAACACACAAUACAUCCCUUAUACACAAACACUCACUGCUUUCUAUCCCUUACACAAACAACACUGCAUCACCUACACAAACUGGUAUCCCUAUACACUACAUUCCGUAAGCACACACAUUAGAUCCUCUACAGUAACACAUAACACAUCCCCUACACACUCUACUCCCUGUGAGUUCAUGGGUGGAACAUGUAGGUGGGCUUUAUGGGCAUACUCACCGUCAGGCCCUGGGGCCCAGACCUUGAGCUAUGUAAGAGGCCCCCAAAAAUGGAGCUGCUUCCCGUUCUCCCAGAACAUUGAAUUUUGUGACCACAGUUGCAAACAGCCUCCAGAGAUCCUGUUCCACACCAGACCAGAGGAGCCAGAUUGCAGCCAGAGCCCAUCACCAUCCUCAUCUGAUUGUAAGUAGGCAAUCUAGUAUAUUAUUCUUGGCACUAAUCUCUAAUUUACCUCACAUUAAAGAAACACUAUAGUCCCCAGAACCACUGCAGCUUAAUAAAGUUGUUGUGGUGUAUAUAGUUUGUCCCUGCAGGCUUUUUAAUGUAAACACACACUGUGUGCAGCACUGGCAUUAGUUCAUAUGGGUGGGGCAUUGCGAAGUUCCGGGGGGGAGGGGGGCGGCAAAUCUUUCUUUUGCCUAGGGCGGCAAAAAUCCUUGCACCGGCCCUGCCUGACAGCCUACACAGGAUCUUUCCAAAUGUACCUAACACAUGUUGGAGAUGUGGGGAAGAGCUGGGUACACCACUCAUUACGCCAUUUUGGGAAGAAGUAAAACAGAAGACAAAGGAAAUCUUGGGGACGGACGGAAAUUUUGACGCAGAGGCAGCUCUCCUACACUCCACACUAGUCAUCAUUGGGACGUACCAGAAAAACAUUCUUAGACACCUAUUGGACACUGCCAAAACACUAAUCCCGCUGCACUGGAAACAGACGGCUACCCCAACAAUAGGACUAUGGAUGGAGCGUGUGGAAGAUAUAUACAGAGCAGAAUCAACACAGGCCGCCCUUAUGGGUCUUGAUGAAAAACAUGUGGAGAGAUGGCUCCCGUGGGUGAUCUAUAUAGCGGAUCGAAACACGGACCGGAGCAAACGCCUGCAUGCCUGAAGAACCCUGCGCCCCCUCCUAGAUGGAGAACGAGACCUGAUACGACACACGGUAACCACAGGCAAUGGGCUCCCCUACCCCUCUACACACACCUCCCACUUCUUCUUUAUACCGCUCUCUCCUCCCCCCCCCAUCUUCUUCUCUUAUUUCUCACUUGUCUUUCAUCUAAGUUCUCCAACAAUGAUACAUAAGCUGACUGAAUAGCAGAAGCAGUUUAACUCAACCCGAGGUUACCAACGGACACACCACAUAUUCACGCCCAUACAUCUGGCCAGUGACGAACACCUCAACCACAACAUCAUGAAAUACAAACAGGGAAUACACAUAAACAGCUAAUGACCUCCAACCUAGGUCCGAUAGCCUUCACCAUCACAUAAGGGAUGAGGCCCAUGGGUGAAAAAGGGAUACUAAAUGUAACUGCACAGCCAAGGCAUCUAAUUACUUGGGGAGCGAUAUGGGGACACCCCCUGACAACUCCACCGGACACAAUAUGAGCAUUUGGCCAUUAAGGCCGCACACCUAAGCACACUUGAAAGCACGAGUACCCAAGACCUCAAAUAAUCUGCACAUCCCCCGUGCGGCAAAGUCUGAUGCCCAAAAAGUCAUGAUGAACACCUCAAAUAUGUCGAAUUCAGCAUACUGCUUAUAGUUUGACAAUCUGAGUCACAACCUGAAUAAUUUCGCUUGUUUUACACAUUUACUCUAAAUACUUGUAUAAUAGCCUACUACUGUUCAAACUGUUGAUCAUUCCAAUGUCACUGGGACCUGCGAGUCCGUUCUACUGUAUUUGACUUUUGCACCCAAUAAACAGCUUUGAGAACUAUAUUCAUUUGAGCUGUCUGCUCUAAAACUAAGAAACAUUGCAAUAUUGAAUUGAGUCUUUGUGUGAAGAUACAAAUGUUUCAAGUAAUUUUGGUGAUGUAUUUGAUUUCUGUGAUCUAUUCAUUAAUCACCUCUAGGCUACGACCAGUCCAAUAUGUACAUGGUGUGUCUUAUUGCUAUUUUAAUUUAUUUUUAGGUCAUGGGUGGAAUAGAAGAGCAUUUAUACAAAGGCGAUAUCUGGUACACCCCAAUCACGGAGGAGUGGUAUUAUCAGGUGGAAAUUCUCAAGUUCGAAGUUGGUAAUGUGAUCCUGAACCUGAAUUGUGUGGAGGUACAUUUACAUCCCUUGUUGUUUUGAUUUAUUUUUGCAGAUUAUAUGUUGUAACACAGUGUGUGUGUGUGUGAGAGAUAAUCACUUGCCACAAAGAAAGAAAGAAAUGGAUUCGUGGAAACUUGGCAUAACUAGAAACAGGAUAGUUUCUCACCAAAUAUACUUACAGUGCUGGAAAUUGUCACUUGGUUUAGCCCAUAGGGUUAUUAACAUCCUGAGAUGGUCCACUAUCCUGUUGAUGGACUGCCUUAUCCAGCAUCACUUGACUUGAUACCCUCUAAAACGGACUUAAAGAAUAGACCAAUUGGGGAAGGAGAUCCUUUACGUACCUUCACUGCUGUGGAUUUCCUGUUGAUACCUACACAAUUGAAUUAGAAUUGUUUGUUUUGUACAGGAGGGCUUUAAAUCCAAACACUGAUAUUCCAAAUUACCAUACCUGUGCACAGUUUGAUCAGUGAACCUUAAAGGUUAAGACCUUGUAGCCUUUGUACUCCUGCACAAAACAGCGUUAAAGAAAAACUUUAGUGUUCGGAAACUGUGUUAUUGUUGUCAGUAGUGUAUGCAUAUUUUUUAUUUUUAUUUUAUCUGUAACACUGAUUAAUCUAGUUGUUCACAAUUUUAUGGCAUUUGUUAAUAGUUCUCUUGUGUGGCCUUUUCAGUACAACUCCGAUAAAGCCAUCGUGGACAGUGGGACAACUCUCCUUCGCCUCCCAGAUAAGGUCUUCAGUGCUGUGGUGGAAGCCAUACUUCAAACUUCACUGGUGUGUAUACCUUUGGCAAAUACACUCAUGCACUGCAAACCAUGCACAAUGUGUCACUAAGUAGGUGCUGUCACCAAAUUAAACUGUGUAUCACUAGUUACUAAGUGAUCAGAAAGCUGUAGGUGUCCUUUAUAUGUAGAAUAAAGUGUAAAUGUGUAGGUUGGUGUCAACGCUCAUAAAAAAUGUUCACAAUGUAUAGCAGACAAUACAUUUUAUUGAAUUUGUGGUUUACUUUUAUAAAACACUUUUCUUGUGAACCACUGUUUUGUUCUAUAACAACAAUAAGAUAAAAUGUAUUUCCUUUGAGACAUCUGGUUGCCCUUUCUUUGUGCUUAUUAUUUAGGCAAUUCCUGCAUUUUAUUCUCAAUUGUCAAGAUUUGAUUGUCUAUGCCUCUGAUACUGAAUGUCUCAUUAUUCACUAAUUUUACAAGCCACUUGUUGAUCACCUAGUUAAAGCAGCUCUGUCACCUUCUGGGGCUUUGCAUAUUUUGCCAAGACCCCAGUUAGUGGCUGCUCUGCUUGCAGUGCGGUGGAUAAGAGAUGCUGGCAAAGGUAGUUUUUACUUACUCGAACCUGUACCUCAUGGCUGGCAUCAUCUACUGCCAUAUGGUAUCCUUCAGCACCUGGUGCUUCAUCUGUCAGCAGCCAUUGUUGGUGCUAAACUCUUGCGCAUGCACAAGUACAACAGAGCCAAAUAGAAAAUAUGCCUUCUCUUAUAAAUGAUGGUAGGGGGCCAGGAGAAAGAAGAACAUUUUAAGAAAAAAAUCUACAUGCUCUGUAAAGAAAUAAGGAAGAAUUUAGAUUUAAUACCAUAUUUUCACACAUCAAGUGACCUUAUAGAGGCUCCGUCACAUCCAAACUUACCUUUGCUCAAUUGAUUAUUCUUCUUUUAUUCCUGUCUCUCGAUCUGUUUUCUUUUCUUCUUAUCUCUUCUAUUAUUAUAAAAUACAUAAAGCUUUGCCUUGUGUAUUUUCCUCUGCUUGACAAAGGGUGGAGCUUAAAGGGACACUAUAGUCACCUGAACAACUUUAGCUUAAUGAAGCAGUUUUGGUGUAUAGAACAUGCCCCUGCAGGCUCACUGCUCAAUCCUCUGCCAUUUAGGAGUUACAUAGCUGAAAAGAGACUUGCGUCCAUCAAGUUCAGCCUUCCUCACAUUUGUUUUUUGCUGUUGAUCCAAAAGAAGGCAAAAAACCCAGUUUGAAGCACAACUUUGCAACAAGCUAGGAAAAAAUUCCUUCUUGACCCCAGAAUGGCAGUCAGAUUUAUCCUUGGAUCAAGCAGUUAUUACCCUACAUUGAAAGAUUAUAUAAUUGAAUAUUCUGUUUUUGCAAGUAUGCAUCUAGUAGCUGUUUGAACAUCUGUAUGGACUCUGAUAAAACCACUUCUUCAGGCAGAGAAUUCCACAUCCUUAUUAUUCUUACAGUAAAAAAACCUUUCCUUUGCCUUAGACAAAAUCUUCUUCCACACAAUGGUUUGUAUUGGCCCCAAAUAUAUUUGUAUAAUGUUAUUAUAUCCCCUCUCAGGCAACGUUUUUCUAAACUAAAUAGGUUUAAAUUUAACUUUUCUUCAUAGCUGAUAUGUUCCAUUCCUUUUAUUAAUUUUGUAGCCCGUCUCUGCAUUUUUUCUAGUGCCAUAAUAUCCUUCUAGAAACAGUGCAGAGGCGGGCUACAAAAUUAAUAAAAGGAAUGGAAAAUAUCAGCUAUGAAGAAAAGUUAACAAAUUUAAACCUAUUUAGUUUAGAAAAACGUUGCCUGGGAGGGGAUAUGAUAACAUUAUUUAAAUCCCUUUGUUUAUGAACCCUAGUCACACCUCCCUGCAUGUGACUUGCACAGCCUUCCAUAAACACUUCCUGUAAAGAGAGCCCUAUUUAGGCUUUCUUUAUUGCAAGUUCUGUUUAAUUAAGAUUUUCUUAUCCCCUGCUAUGUUAAUAGCUUGCUAGACCCUGCAAGAGCCUCCUGUAUAUGAUUAAAGUUCUAUUUAGAGAUUGAGAUACAAUUAUUUAAGGUAAAUUGCAUCUGUUUGAAAGUGAAACCAGUUUUUUUUUUUUUUCAUGCAGGCUCUGUCAAUCAUAGCCAGGGGAGGUGUGGCUAGGGCUGCAUAAACAGAAACAAAGUGAUUUAACUCCUAAAUGACAGUGCAUUGAGUAGUGAAAUUGCAGGGGAAUGAUCUAUACACUAAAACUGCUUUAUUUAGCUAAAGUAGUUUAGGUGACUAUAGUGUUCCUUUAAGACUUUGUCGAGUUUACCAUGAUGCUCACCUGUCCUCUAUGUACACCAGCAUUAAGCAUUGUGACUGUGGGCAUGCUCAGUCCACCCUGUGCAAAUUCGAUGUGCAGGGUGAACUGAGGAUACACAAGAACUGACAAAGCGUAGACAAAGGCAGAAACCCAACAUCGCUGCCAGACAUUAGAAGAUGGCUGUUACUGGAAUCAAAACCUGAUGGUGAAAAAAAGUACAAAAGUACAGGUAAAAAAGCAGUAUCCGAAAGAAGCAAAGCACACUUUUAGAGUGGGGGAGUGGAUUAAAAAAAAGAGCUGGCUUAACCUACUUAUUUAAAAAAUAAAUAAAAAAAAUCUAUAUAUAAUGUGCGUAUUAGUUGCUAAGCUGCAUUGCAAUUUGAAGCCAAAAAAAGAGGUCACGUAAUUUUAUCAGACUUUUUUUUGGUCAAUGGAAUGUUUGUGCUCCCACAAUGCACUGUAGUGACACAAUGGGUACAUUUUCUUUGGCAGAACCUGCUUAACACCACAGACAGGAUUCAUAUCAAUAGCUACAACAUGCAGAGCGGGAAACCAAUAUUAUUUCACUUACUGAUACCAAAGUACAAACACGUGUUGGUAUUUUCCAUCACUUAUUUUUUCUUUUUUUCUUCUAAUCUUUGAAAAAUAUUUUUUUAUCCUGUUGAGUCAGCAUUUGCAGUUUCCGUGUAAUUGUUUCGCUUGAAGGAAUAACUGGGAGGGAAAUAUUUAUUUUGUGAAAAUGAGCUGUGCGUAUGGCGUGCCUAUUAACUGCGUCGACAAAACUCUGAAUCUACGUGGCACAUUGAUGAAAGAAUUAACAAUAGGUGUACCUUGUUUGUUUGUUUUUUUUUUUUCUUUUAAAUUAGAUAAUCUGGCAUAUUGGUUUCUGUGUUCGUUAUCUACCAGUGUGAGAGUUCAGGGUGUAAAUUCAAAGUGAAUUCAUGCCAAAUGUAAGGUCAAAAUAGCCAAAUUUUAAAAAUUCUCGAAGUCUGCUAUUCUUUCAGUUAAGGUAUUCUGGCCUUAAAUUUAUACUUUAGUAAUUAACCCAGUGAGGGGUAUUUUUAUUUUUAUUUUUUCAUUAAACUUCAUGAACAGCGUAUUUGGCUUGUGCACUCAUUUUGACAAGAAACAGGCAGCUUGACACUGCUGUUAUAUUGGGGACGAAGGUUUCACGUUUCCCAUGACCACUUCACUUCUACAGGUUGAAAAGUGAUGUACGGUGUGAACAAUUGACAUGACGCGGGUGGGAAACUCAUCCUUAUCAAUAAGGCAAAUCCUUUAAGAUUCUCACCAUAAUUAUUGCAAUUUAUGCAUAUGCUAAAUACUGCAGGGCAUCACUUUUCAUAUAGAGCCAGGAACAUUUAGGAGCAGUGGUUCCAAGAAAGCACAGUGAAUCUGGUAAAGGCUUAAUGGGGGUGCAAGCUCAUAGAAUGAGCUGUAAUGGGCAAUUUAAGAUUUUAAGCGAAUUGAUGAUUUCAGGGUAUGUGUGAACCAUGAACCUUGUAUUUUAAGACCUUAAAAUAAAAGGACUAUUGGUUUAAUGCUAAGAAGAGACUUUGAAAAGGAAGAUCUCAUAACAAUUUUUUAUUUUUUUAUUUUUUUUAAAUUUCCGCUAAAUGUCUGAAGCCACGACUGGUCUUGUUUGCCUGUCACACUUGUUUAAUAAACCGAUUAAGUUCCAGAGCUGAUAUUUGUUUUGUAUUUUUACGAAUCCUUUUACUCAUUCUGCACAGUACACCUUUUUGUAAUGCUUGUCUUGAAUUGCAAUCUUUGGAGCCAAGUAACUUUUUCUCUGUACAGUUUUGGCUGGAGGCCUCUUUGUUUAAAAAAAAAUAUGAUUCUGGUACAAAUCUCUCAGACUUAUAGGUUAACAAAAAAAAAAAAACACGUUAACAUAGACUAACAGCAAAAUUAAUGGUGAUUUGCACUGCAGAGGAAAAAUGGUAAAUGUACCUUAACCUUAAGGCGUUUUAGGAAAAGCUAUAGACCUCAGAACCACUACAGCUUCUGGUUGUAGUGGUUCUAGUGUCUUUAGCAUGUCUUUGCAGGCUUUUCAAUGUAAACACUGCUUUGUCAGAGGAAUGCUCCCCAAAUUCAAUGCAUCUCUGAAUAGAUGCUCAUUAGCAAUGUGUUUUCUCACAGGUGCACAAAAGCCUCAAUGCUUUCCUAUGGGAAAGCAUUGGAUUGGCUGAGAUCAGGGCUCGAGUCCUGCAGGAACGCAUGGGAAUGGCGUUAUUGUACUUUUUCCAAAGCAGGAAUGCCGUUCCCGCUAGUGAUCCUGCAGGACCUGCCCUGCUACCUGCACACAGGGGCCAUCACACGCUGUGUUCCCUCUCCAGCUCUAAGUCUUGCGAGACUCGUGGCUGUCAGAGCAUUGCCAUGGGUUACCAUGGCAACGCUCCGCACAGGCGAGAGUUAGAGCUGGAAAGGGAACACAGCGUGUGAUGGUCCCUGUGUGCAGCGGCUGGCUCCCUCCACCGGACCACCAGGCGAUCUCCUGACAAGGUAAGAAGCAGGGAGGGGGGAAUAAAACAAAAAAAUCUAAACACAUAAGGUUAAAAAAAAAAAUGCUCCCACGCCAUCCAGCACACACACACCAUCCAGUACACCAUCCAACCCACACACACACACAUCCAACCCACACACACACACAUCCAACCCACACACACACACAUCCAACCCACACACACACCAUCCAACCCACACACACACACACACCAUCCAACCCAACCCACACACACACCAUCCAACCCACCCCCACACACACACACCAUCCACCCACACACACACACACACACCAUCCAACCCACACACACACACACACACCAUCCAACCCACACACACACACACACACCAUCCAACCCACACACACACACACACACCAUCCAACCCACACACACACACACACACACACCAUCCAACCCAUACUCUGCACUCACUACAAACACGCUGCAUUCAUUAUACACACACUGCACUGCAUUAUAUGCAUAAGAGUGUACACUUUUUUCCCCAGGACCCCUGGUUGAGAUGGUCAAGAUUGAUCUCAGCUAUGGAGACAGACCCAUUCUGAGCGUUACCACAGACCUAAACAUUUACUCCAGUGCUAUAGUGUUGGGAAUAAAAACAACAUAGUGUUCCUUUUAAUAUCAUGAUCAGAGCUUUCUCAUUAAAUCAUUAAUAAUUUAUGUAUUGGCCUCUCUUCUAGCUGGUAUCCAAUUAGAAAGCUGCUUAUUUUCUUUCUAUGAAAUGGAAACUAAAUAACAUUGCCCAGCAGCCUUUCUUACUGUAGAGAUUACAAUACUCUAAACGUGUCCUCUAUAUUGGCCACGUCUGAGGACCUGCCUUCCGGUUAAUGACUGAAUCUUUGUCUUUUGGUUUUCUUUUUAGAUACAGAAUUUCAAUGACGAUUUCUGGAAUGGGUUGCAGCUUGCCUGCUGGGAUUCAGGCGAAGAUCCCUGGGCCUAUUUUCCUGAUAUCUCCAUAUACCUUAGGGACAUGAAUGCCAGCAAAUCCUUUCGCAUUACUUUGAAACCACAGGUUGAUUUAUUUAUUUUAUGUUUGACAUUUUUAUGAGGGUAGAAAAAAAAUGACCUGGAAGUUGUUUUAAGCAGACUAUUUAUUUAUUGUGCAAUGAAUGACACGCAUAAGAACAUGUUUAAGGAGCCAGUAUUUGAUUUUUACAGAAGAAAGGUAUGUUUUAUAUAAAGGUAGUGUAAAUGGUCUAUAUGGGUUUUAUUUUUGUUCUUUGUAAACCAUUUUACUAAUGUGACACUAUACUCACCAGAACGACUACAACUUCAUGAUGUUGUUCUGGUGAGUAUAGUCCGUCCCUGCAGGCCUUUUUUUUUUUUUUUUUAGUGCAGUGUCUACAUUACAGCCUAGGAUACCUCCACUGGCCACUACUCAGAUGGCUGCUAGAGGUGCUUCCUGGGGCAGUGCUGCACAGUGUGACUGACAUUCAGUGUCUCCACACCCUGCGUGGAGACACUGAACUUUCCUCAUAGAGGUGCAUUAAUUCAAUAAGGAGAUGCUGAUUGGCCAGGGUUGUGUUUAACCUGUGCUGGCUCUGCCCUGAUCUGCCUCCUUGACAGACUCGGCAAAUCCAAUACUUUCCUAAGGGAACUAAUUCUGGUUGGCUGAGAGAAUCACUUCUGAUGAUGUCAGCCAAGAAUGCAGAUCAGGGGCAAAGGCAGCAGCAAACUGGAGUAAAGGUAAGAUGUUACUAUAUUUAAAGGGGCAAGGGAGGGUGGGGUGGGGACAUCUAAAUUGUGUUUUUAACAUAUAGAGUCAGGAAUAUGUUUUUUGUUUUUUUUUUUAACCUUUUUUAAUUAAAAACACAAAUGCAACAACUUCGUAACAAGUGCUCACAAUUGGAUGCAUGUUAAAGUAAAAGGGAGGAACAACAGAAGUAAUGCACAGAACUGGUGUAAAGUGUGACCGUAAAAUCUAAUGGGUGCAGGUGGAGGAAAAGAGAAAGAAACAUAGAAUGUGACGGCAGAUAAGAACAAUUCGGCCCAUUUAGUCUGCCCAAUUUUCUAAAUACUUUCAUUAGUCCCUAGUCUUAUCUUAUAGUUCGGAUAGCCUGAUGCCUAUCCCACGCAUGCUUAAACUCCUUUACUGUGUUAACCUCUACUACUUCAGCUGGAAGGCUAUUCCAUGCAUCCACUACCCUCUCAGUAAAGUAAUACUUCCUGAUAUUAUUUUUAAACCUUUGUCCCUCUAAUUUAAUUUAGAAAGGAACAGUUUAUAAAAAAAAAAAAACCUUGAUGGCACUGACAUAAAAGGACUACUAAAUCUCAGUGACGUGGUAUGGGUGCAGUGGUCCUGUCAUUUUAAUCCUUCAAUGUAAAACACUGCAGUGUUUCAGAAACGGUAAUGUAUACGUGGCAUAGUUAAAGGACCAUUAUAGGCACCCAGACCAGUUCAGCUCAAUGAAGUGGUCUGGGUGCCAGGUCCCUCUAGGGUUAACCCUGCCUGCUGUAAACAUAGCAGUUUCAGAGAAACUGCUUUGUUUACCUAUGGGUUAAUCCAGCCUCUAGUGGCUGUCUCAUUGACAGCCGCUAGAGGCGCUUCUGCGCUUCUCACUGUGAAAAUCAGUGAGAAGACACCAGCGUCCAUAGAGACUGUCUGCGCGCGCGGCUCUUGCAGCGCAUGCGCAUUCAGCCGAUGAUGGGGAAAGGAGGCGGAGAGUCCCCACCCCCGAGGUAAGGGAUUAACCCCUUCCUCACCCUAGAGCCCGGCCGGAGUGGGACCCUAAGGAUGGGGGGGACCUAGAGACCCUAUAGUGCGAGGAAAACUAGUAUGUUUGUUUGUUUUCCUGGCACUAGAGUGGUCCUUUAAAGAGACCUCUAAUGACUCUCUUCCUGACAUGCACUAGAGGUGCUUCCUCCCCAUGGACCAAAUAAAACUUAAAUACUGCUUCUAGUUCUACUUCUAAUCCAUUGCUUCUAUAUGAGAAGAAAUGGAUUGGAGCAGAUUGUGGGUGAUCUAGUUUUGGAUGCUGACAUCACUGAAGCUGGAAGCGUGGUGAGCAGAGUCGGCUCUAGACUUUGAGGCCCUAGACGAAAUUCAAGCAUGAGGACCUACUAACACCCAAAGUGUAAAAUAAUUGUGUUGUGUGGUGUGUGUGUGUGUGUGUGUGUGUGUGUGUGUGUGUGUGUGUGUGUGUGUGUGUGUGUGUGUGUGUGUGUGUGUAAGGAGCAUUCUCCAAAUUGAAAGGCGGGCUUGCAGCACUGGAUACAGAGAGUCAGUCUCUGCAUUCAUUGUUCAGAAGCUUGCAUUGUCACAGCUUCCUGUGCCCCUGCAUUGUGAGCUCUAGCUGUAGUUGUAGCAUAAUUUGCAAACAAAAUUAAUUGGCAAUAAAUAAAUGUAAUUUGCAAUUAUGCCAAUCGUUUAUACACAAUUGUGGGGAUGGUUGCAUAACCUGGAAGUCGUGUAUACAUAAGUACUGGUGUGAAGGGGUUAUUGAAAACGAGGCCCCAAACUGCACAAGGCCUUAUUCACCCUCCUAAACCGCCUAAUUGGAGAACCGCCUCUGGUGGUGAGUUAUGUUUAACUUCAUUUUACAUAGCAAAGGGGGUGGACAGAAUGGAACUUAUGGUCCCAAAAUAACUGUUUUUGGGACUAUAUGUUCCCUUUAACAGAAAUGUACUUUUAAUGAACAAACCGAGAAGUAACAUAUGGUUUCAAAUAUAAGGAGAAGCACUACUGUGUCUGUUGAGAAAUUAACCAUAAUAAAAAAAAUAUAUAUUUUGAAGACUAUGACUAAACUCUGAUACAGUCAUUCUAAAUUCUAUUUAUACAUUCUAUGAAAUUGAAGCUGGAUGUGACUUUAUGAGGCACGAGAACAUGCCGAGGUUGGUCUGUGUAACCUUUAACAUUAAUUUUGAAAUAACCAAAGUCUGUCCCAGUUUAGAAUUAUAUUUAUUUUUUGACAUAUUGGCAACUUGUACAUCUCUGAUCUCGAAUUACUUUAUCCUGUAGCUAUACAUUCAGCCAGCGGUGACAAUCCGUGAGAGCCUCAACUGCUUCCGAUUUGGAAUCUCUCAAUCCACCAACGCUUUGGUACUUGGAGCCAUUGUCAUGGAAGGUUUCUAUGUCAUCUUUGACCGAGCAGAGAAGAGAGUUGGCUUUGCUGUCAGCAGCUGUGCAGGUAGGAAUUAUGGUUCUAGUUAGCAAUGUAUUUAUCAGAAAACAUGGUUUCUGUUAGCAUAAGGUGUUUCUAAUGCUUAAUCUGUUAUACCUUAUCUGAUUCCAAGUUACUCAGCUUUUCCUCCUUCUUCCUACAAACCUAGUGGAAUGAUAAUGGCAUGUCAAAAUGUGUUAUCUCCGGUUUAUUCCAACACAUUGUCCAGAUCAAUGGGUAAAUGGUGGAUCGCUGGUUAUAUAUUUUUCUGGUGAUGGCAAAGUGAGUCAGAGAACUUGUCCAAGAACAUGCCAACAAAGUAAUGCUUAUAGAAAGCGUGGCUACAGACCAUAUGUGCAACACGAGGUCUGCCCUGCCUUUUCAGAGCUUCAUUUACUCAUAGCUUUAUCACAGGUUACAUACUGGGUAAAGGAGCAAGUCGACUAAUUUAAAUGUAAACCACGAUGUGAAUCUAAGUUACUGUCUCCACCUUCAUAAUUUGCCCUCCCAAUGUUGUCUCCUAUAUUACACUUCCUUCUACUUUUUAUAUUUGUUUAUAGUAAGAUAUCUGGGAAGCUGUCUUAAUUCCUGAUUACAAUACAUUUAAAGGGAAAAUAUAGUGCUCAGAAUACAAAGCUGUAUUUGUAGCACUGCACUUCGUUCUUCCCCCGUCCCCUUGUGGCCCCACCGACAGAGUGUAAGGGUUAAUAAAACCUUGCCGUAAUCACCCGAUUCAAACUCUCUCUUAAAGGUAUACUCUGGGUACCAACACAUGUUUUUUGCGUUUGAUAGGUUUUUGUCUCAUUCAUGUGUAUUUUUUUGUUUUGUUUUUUGUUUAACUUAAAUAUCUUUCUAAACAAAUCUAUUGCCAAAUGCUGUACCAUAAGCAUGCUUUUUUAGCCUUCCCCCUAUCCCAGUAAGCUAAACUGAAGCAGCCUGAAUUUCACAGACUACAAUCCUUUUGAGCAUUAAAAAAAAUAUAUUUUGACACUAAAACCAAAUGUGUGUUGGUUCUUCGAGUGUCAGUUCAAGACUGCUCAAACCUGAGCCCUUAACACCUCUUUCCUCUUUAUUUAAAUUACUUAAUUUUUGUUACUGAUUUGUAUCUUUUUUUUAUUUACUUUCUGUGCAUUGUUCUGCAAUAUUCUUCCUCUUUGAAAAGAAAAAGAUCUUGGAACAGAAGAACAAAUAACCACGAUGAGGUCAAUGAUUUCUUUAAAGGCUAUCCAAAUAAACAGGCCGGUUCUCAUCUUUCAGCACAGUCUGUUUCUUUGUGGAAACAAUGUGCGUUAUCUUUCCAGGAUGAGAAAAGUAAUGGCUCUAAACUGACAACGUCCCAAUAAAUUCUGUGAAUUGACCAGAAUACUUACAGAAAUCUAAAACCGACAGUCCUCCUAUACCAACAUUUAUGAAUUACAUGGGUUGUGGGUCAACUUAUUUGCAUUUUACACUGAAUUCGGAAAGCAUUUUUUUCCUAAUAAAAAUUUGCUUCCCUCACCGUCCGGCCCCUCUGCUCUUCAUUCAAUGCUUUCCAAUGGGGAUUCCAGUGACACUGGAAGUCCUCUUGCAUAGUGUGAGGAUGUCAGUGUCAUUUAGGUGACCAGAACUCCCUCUAGUGGCAGUCUGCUAGACCGCCACUAGAGAAGGAGUUAACCCUAGCAGUUAAUUAUUGUAGUUUUUAUUAAAAACUGCAAUAAUUACAUGGUCAGAGUUAAGGGUGAUGCGACACUGAACCCAGACCACUUCAAUGAGCUGAAGUGGCAUGGGUGCCUAUGGUGUCCCUUUAAGUGAAACCAAGUGGACAAAUGAUUUUCAUAGUACAUGAUAUGUUUCAUUUUUCUAAUAAACCCCCAAAGUAUCUUCCAAUAUCUGCAAAUAUUGUAGGACACUAUGGUUAACUUCUUCAGUGGCAGAUGGAAAAGAUGCAUCAAAUUUUUAAUGAUGAAUAUCACUGUAUUGCCUGCACGGGAGCAGCAAUCUUUUCUACUGCAGUACACUGGCUGGAAUAGUUGCUAACAGUCACUUCCGUGCAUUAAGCACUUUGUUUUUGUAUAAAAUAAACCGUAGGGACUCUAGCUUAGCACAUUUUAGCAAAUGUAAGUAGAAAAGCAAGCUCUCUUGUUUAUUGUAGAGUCAUGAGAGCCAACAGGUAAGUGUGAACCAGAGUGCAUUUAUCUGACAGUUCUUCGUUAAAUGAACACUCUUGGUGAUCUGUAGUGGUGAUGGUGCCUGGAGGAUUGUUGUUUUAAGUCAGUGGUUCCCAAACCAGUCUUUGUGGUCCAGUUACAGUCCAGGAUUUGUGCAUUUCAAUGUUCUAUACUAAUGGUGAUACUGACCAAUCAUGGAUUGGUUCUGGAUCAUGAGGACUGGUUUAGGAACCUUCUGGUUUUACAUCAGGCUAAUUGAGAAAUGUAACAAAUUUUACAAAAUGCACUGUUUAACCAAAUCUUUGAAACUCCUCUAUCUUGGAGCUUAUUUUGCUGCUUGCAAAUUCCAUUAUGAAAGUUCCACACUCAAUAGGAAAAAUACACCGUUCCUCAAUUUAAAAAAAUAAAUAAAUAAAUUUAAUCCGUAUACCACUUUAAACUUGAUAAAAUCUGAGCUGCUGGAGAAGUAAUAUACAGAAUCGAGGCAAGGAGAACCAUAUGGAAGUGUUUCUGUUUUGGUGUUCUGAGUGUAACACCAUAGUGAUAAAGGAGAACAAGAACGUGUGCACACUGUACAGAACAAUGGACAAACCUGCGUAGCUAUAGGGAGCAAAGGAACAUUUGGAUACGAUUUGAUACUAAUAGACUAUUUCUAUUGAAAGAAACUGCUUUAGAAUGCAUUAUAGGUAACUUUGUGGAAAUGUGGCAUUUAAAUACAUAUUUAAAAUUAGAAAAGAGGGGUAGCAUGAUUAGCCCUUAAAAUAGGUUGUCGAUUCUAAAGUUAAACUUCCAAUAUUCAACUUACAGCCUCUUUGCACUAUUCCUUCUCCAUACAGCCCAAUGUGAGUUAUGGAGGGGGUGCGUGACCAAGAAUUGGUAGCGAUAAGGAGCUGGCCUACUUCCCAUAGAAAAGGGUUAAAUCCCUCGGAAAUGUUUGCGUGCUACUCAAAAAGGCGGCAUGUGUGAGUGUGACUGGCAAGCACUGUGUCCAGCCCUGCCCAGGGUAGCCCCUAAAGCGAAUUGUGAUGUACUUUUGCAUGGGUCAAAGGCCCUGGUAUAACUUUAUAUGUUGCAUAUGGGGCUGACGAUGUGCUUUUUGGGGUGUUGUUGCUGUGUCACUGAGCCUGGGAUUUAAGGGAGAUAUGCUUAAAGAAACAAAGGACAACAACCGCUGAAUUUAUAAACCGCUCCAAAUAUACCACGAGCUUGGCUUCUGUAGCCUAAAUUAUGUAAUUUGGAUUUUAGUUCACUGCAGUUCGGUGUUUAGUGAAUGAACCCCAGGGCGUUCAAAACAGUUGGGGUUUUUUUGGGGGGGGAGGGGGUUAAAAGCGCACUCUUAUCUAUACUAGUGGGUCAGGCUGGUGUGCUUGAUAUUUUUCUUAAGAAACGCCACUGGGCAAAAAAUAGUAAAUAAAAAUCAAUUUAAAAAAAAUAAAUCCCGGUUUAGUAGCUAUAUAUCCUCAAUGAAUAUAUGCAUGCAUUUAAUUAUGAUUCAUUGGAGGUAUAAAUAAAACAUGUAAACGCUAUAGAUCUCUUGUCAGAAGCUUUGGCAAGCCCUCCCCUUCUAACACAGCCAAAACCUGCUGUAGCUCUCAGUAUAACUGCCACUAGAUGCGUGUUUAGCCUAGAAAAUUGCAAUGUUUUACAUUGAAGGGUUAGAAUGACAGGGCCACUGUACCCAGACCACGUUAUUGAGGUAAUUUUGUCUGGGUGAUUUCAAUGGUCCUUUAAGGAACAAAACAUAUUUACAAAUUGUCACGUUAUAUUUGUGCAGAAUAUAGAGUUGAAAAUUGGCUUUAUUUGGAUAUAUACAAAAUAUACAAAAACAUGUUAAAACUAGUGCCUGCAAAUUUUAAACGUUCCAGAAAAAAAACCUAUACUUGCAGAGCAACCAAUCUGUGUACGGUGCUCAACAUGCAUCACAUAGAAAAACAAAGCUAAAAAACAUGAGAAUUACUCUUGUUUUUUUUAAAAACAAAAAGGAGCAGUACAAGAUAUAAGGAUUAUAAAAGAUGAAAACUGUGGUCAAGCGGAUACUCUAAAAUGAUCAUGUGAGUGUUUAGGUUCCAUUUCCCUUACUAAUUCUGAAUUCUUGUAUAGCUGUUGAUCUUAACCCUAAAAUCUUAGAUUUGUUUCUUAAACCUGAAAUUCUAUCAUUUAAUGAUCAAUAGGGAACCCUAAGCCAUGAUUUUUAUUUUUUUAUUUUUUUUUAUACCCCAAGUCUAAAAUUAAUAUUCAGGAUAGAGAAAUAAAAACACAAAAUGUGAUCAUGAGGAAACAUGCGAAGUAAAACUAUCCUUUCUAUUAGGCUUCCAUAUAACACAUAGCUUUUCUCACAUAUACGAUCCCUCAUACGAGCUCUGAGGGGGCUCACAAGGGUAGAAAUUACUUGGAUGCAUAGGGACCACACAUGGGCGUCCACAGGGAAGGGCAAGGGCACCCCUCUGGAAUUUGCACAUGUACUUUAAAAAGAGCGGAUUGAGAAGGGGCCACCCGAUGGCCAUAUUUAAUCAAGGGCCUGGUCCGGUGCUGCGGCCAUUAAACGGCGUGACCGGGCCCCUGCUCUAUGUCAUACCGUGGUGCUGGGAGGAAGGGAGUACAACGCACUUUCUCUCAGCUUACCAAUGAGGUAUACAGAGAGGAAAGGAGGAAGAGCAUGGAGUCUGGACCCACCUCCAUCAGAUUUAGUCAGAUGACACUGGACCCCAGGAAAGCCACCCCUCCGCACCAAAGGGUGGCUAAAAAUGUGUGUGUUGUGUAUUUGUUUGUGUAAGUGUUAUAUGUGUGUGUGUCUCAUUUAUGUAUCUGUGUGUAAACUACUGCCACCUGUUGGUCAAUAGAAAGAAAAAAUUGGGCUGGGGAGUGUGUUUGUGUGUGUGUGUUUGUGUGUGUGGUGUGCUAGUUAAAGACAUAUAAUACUUGCUACUCCUGGUCUAUAUAGGGGAUUCUUUAGGGGGGGCAUCUUUGCACAGGGCCAUAUACUAAAGGUUUCCAAGGAAGAGAGGCCGAAUUCACUUGGGGUAGAGGGUAACACUCGAGUAAGCCAAAAAGAAAAUUUAUUUACGGUCUUUGUUCCUUUCCUGUCCCUAUAGGACAGGUUUAGUUAUUUUCUGACUGAGGGUAUUUAUGCCUUGUCUUUUUAUUAGGUUGUUGUCUAAUUAGGGAUAAGAAGGAGCUAGUGUGUGUGUGUUUGUGUCUGGCUGUGUGUGUCUGUAUGUGUGUUUGUGUCUGGCUGUGUGUCUGACUGUGUGUGUGUGUGCACAAUCUUUUCCCAUUCACUGUAUAAGAAAUUGUGUUUAUGCUAUCAAAUAAGGAACCAACUGCCUUGUAUAUUUGGGGCAAUGACGGAAAUGAGUAAAUCUCUGUAUAUUUUAGAAUAGUAUUUUCUUACUAAAUAACUUUCAACUAUAUAGUCCACUGUGGGUUGUGUUUUGAAAAUCCCUCUGUUUCUUUCUUGAUUUCUUUUUUUUUUUUUAAAGCCCUGUCAGUAUACACAUAUAUAAGCAUAUAUAUUAAUAAAUAUUAAGAAUAAACCUCAGACAGGGGACUGCUGAUUUAUUAGCAUCUCCCCAUUCACAUAAAUGAGUGAUCGGCUGACGCUCUCAGCCUCUCAGCGGCACUCUUGUCUGAGACCUCCUGUUUGAAGUUUCGGACUGCGGCAGAGCAGACGAGCGCCGGACAGAAGACUUUGGGUUUAAACUGUUUGUUAACAAUUUAACCCCUGAAGGUAACUCUGUGCUAGGGUCCUCAUGGCACCAUAACAACAUAAUGUUGAUGUUAUUGUGGUGCCCAGAUUGUUCCUUUAAUGUUGUCAGAUCUACAUCACCAACUAAAUACUUUAUAGAUUGUAAGUGCAGAUUGUAUAAUGAAGAUUAAUGGCAUUCUUCUCGCCUUUAAAUUCCUGAGCAUUGAGAUAAACUGUUGUUUGGUGCCAUCUAGUGGAUGUUGCUAAAAGUACCAGAGAGAGCGCUUCCGUCCAUCCUUCCUACCUACCUAGGAUCCUAAAUAAUCUAAGCACUUUAAAUCUAACGUUUAAUAGAUAUAGUUAAAAAAUUUAACCUUAAAUCUCAGGGAUACAAAGGAUAGGGAAAAUAUAUACAAGGGAUAACGAUAUAUACAAAAUGGUGCAUGCCUUUUACAAAGCUAGUCAAACAGGAAGAUACUUAGUCAUGAAGUAAUGACUAAAAGAAGUAACUAUCUUAAAGUAUCGUAGGAAAGGUAAUGAUCUCUUCAGUUACAAAGAUUAGAACAUAGAGGGAGAAAGGAGAGGUCACCUACAUGUCUAGUGAAAUUAAAUUGAACUUGUAGUGAGUUCCUUUCUCAAACCUCUAGUUACAGAUGAAAAUAAAGAAAAGUAGUUAUAGCAUAUGUUCUGUGGUAUACACAUAGUGUGUUAAAGCUUAGAAUUAUGAGGGUUAGCAAGAGAAAAUCGCUUGUGCUGAUCAGUAAGAGUCAUGCAGUGAAGCCCCAAUCUGUUAAUUGCAAUGUCUGCUUGGUACUAGAAGUUUUGCAUGAAUAUAUGCCAAUUUCUAACCGUUUAGCUAAAACCAUACAACUGGGCAUUCAAGGACACCUAAUACUAAACAGAGUUAAGAAUUAACAAAAGUACCGAUAACGAAGAUGCACAUUGGUAAUCCUGAAAAGUCAGCCCUAGUUCCAUUGCUGAGACUGUACAGGUGAUACAGGUGAUCCUUCUUUACAUCUGAAAGGUCCCCCCUCUCAAGGUUUUAGUAACCCAUUCGCUACAUGGAUGUGAAUAAUAGAAAGCAUUUUUUUAAUCUGGAAGUUCAUUCCUCCUGAUUUGGUAACUGAUUAAAACCUCCAUAUAAAUAAACCCCCAUUCUUAAUUUAUGUAGGAUUCCAUCUUUGAUGAAAUCAGGUGUGCAUUUGAUAUCAAACGCUGCAGCUUUACCAUUUGAAACUAUAAAAUAUAAGGAAGUCAUUUCCACAAGUAAUGCUCAUGAUCUACAUCUGCUUUUUCUAUUGCUUGUUCUAUUUGAUCUUGACACACAUAGACGUAAAAUGUAAUAUUGUUUCGUAAUUCUUUUUCUUCCAGAGGUUGAUGGAAUGACUGUCUCUUCUAUUUCGGGACCGUUCAGUACUCAGGAUGUUUCAAGCAACUGUAUCUCCAGAAACCCACUCAGGGAACCCAUUAUGUGGAUCAUAUCAUAUGCCCUCAUGACCUUUUGUGGCAUUAUACUCUUGGUACUCGUUAUUUUGCUGCUUCUUCCAAACAGACGCAACAGAGAUGACCCUGAAGUGGUCAAUGACGAAUCUUCUUUGGUGCGUCACCGCUGGAAAUGAUUUUCAGGGCUGGAAAAUAUGUGGGAUGAACUAAAAAAAACUGUCGAAAUGAGUUAUUAUACAGACAAUUAAGUAUCCUUGCAACAUGCUGUUUGGAUAUCCUAUUUUUACAUGUCAACGACCAAAGCCUUAAAGAAACAAGCCAUAUUGUGUUUACAAUGUGUUCUAUUUUCAGUAAACUUCCAAGAUGAAUCUUCGACUGUGCCAACAGAACAUAAUACUACUGCACUAGGCAGCCUUUCUUUAUCUUGAAACUAAAUGUGCCUUACCUUUCACAAGCUUUUUAAAGUCAUAAAUGUUGGAACCACUUUCCUGUCUUGGUGGAAUAGCUGUAAUGGCAUGAAGGACCAUUAAUUAACCACUAUGUGCACUUAAUGCGAUUUUUGAUUUCUUUUCAUACUGUUGUCUUUCAUAGUUUUCAUUCAUGUACUACUCAACAUUCCUAAUCAGGGAUACAACUUAAUAAACAAAAUAUCACCAAUUGGAAUGUGCUGUAUAAUUUAUAUUAAAGAGAAAAAAAUAAUAAUCUUGCAGUUAAGAAAUUGGCGUCCAUUUCUUGGUCACGUCUGUCAACUUCUUGGCCUUAGUAGAUAGCUGGUAUGAUAGCAUGGAUUUUCCCUAAAAGAGAAAGGUAGUGAUACAAAAAAGUUAUGAACUAAAUUAUUUUUUGCUGCCAUAUUUUUUUUUAACGUGCUGAGUUGCAACCUUAAGGUAUUUAGAACCAAUAUUGGCAAUGGACGUUUCCUGGAAGAAGCAGUUUUUUGCUUUAUUUGCGUAUACCAUAUUUGCUUAUUUUCCAUUAGGUAUGAACCAUCUCUCUGCUUUUAUAUUAACUUGCAAGAUAAAGCCUAAAAAUGGGUAUAUUUUUCUUCAAACAUAGAAUUCUUUUUCUCCAAUUUUCAAAAAAAACGAUAUCAUGCAUGAUCUGAUAGAAAAUGGCAAAAAGACUGCCCUCAAUAAUCUGACUUUGGUAGGUUUGGUCAAACGCUCCCCAGAAGAUUACAGCUAAGUACGUAAAGGAUGAUGGUAGAAAUGAUCCAUGUGUAUUCUAAAGCAUUGCUUGUUAACAUAUAGUUUAUUUCUAUAAGGUCAAAUAAUAAUUAUGUAAUACUAGAAUUGUGUUGCACAUCAUUGUUUAUUCCAGUUUUCAUUUGCGUUUUUAUAAGUCCCCAAAAUAAAUGUUUGAGGAGUGUCCAUAGCAAAGCAAUCUGUAUAUGUUGGUACUAAAGACAACUUGUUGGGUAUUGUAUAAAAUGUGUGUUCUAACUAAUAUACUAAAUAGAUCCCUUCUAUUCCUUGCUGCGUUGUUCUUACUGUGGCUAGGUUUUUAUUAACUAUUUAAUAAUGGUUAUUAAUGGUAAUGCUUGGAGAGUAUUUUUUUAUUUUGAUCCGAAACGAGUCUGCAAACACACAAGUCUUACAAAUACCAAUCGAACUUCAACAGCACAUCCAUGAAAAUGUUUACUUUUAAUAUUUUUCUAUUUCUGAAUAUAUUGUAAAUCCGUUUGUAGACAUUAAAAUUGUCUUCUUUAAUUCAU
This is a messenger RNA of Pelobates cultripes (western spadefoot toad), 61006 nucleotides long. The record is from the annotation of a GenBank genome assembly. NCBI's taxonomy places the organism in Eukaryota, Metazoa, Chordata, Amphibia, Anura, Pelobatidae.